AUGGCGCAGAAUGACCGGGACUCGUUUGAGGGACGGGGUAAACGGGAUGAGACUGGCUGUACCAUCCGUGCCCGGUUCUCGGCCCAACCUCUAUUUUUAGCGCUGCGUCACCCGUUGCAGUACACCUCAGUCGCCGGUUUGCUGCACCCUUGCAAUUUCUUGCAGUUUUAUUAUCUGAUUGAGGAUCCGGCUACAAAAAGCUUUGCCGACGCGCUCACUAGAGGGUGGAGACGGGAGGUUGUGACUUGGACUGCGGGAACGGGGGGAAGGGCGAGGUGCGUGCGCGCAGCCUGCGGCACACGGUACUCACACAGUCUCCGUCUUAACAGCGCGCAGUUAGUACAACUGACGUGCGUCGCUACUCAAUUUUCGUUCGUUCCGUUGAAAUCCACUCUAAAUAAGAGUGUGGGUGCAGUGUGGUGUGGUGUUUAUAGUUAUACAACUGGAUUGUGUAUAUCUACGAAAUACCGGUGGACUCUCCACGGAAACCCGUUCGUCUGGCGAGGGAAGGCGACCGUGUACUUCGGGAGGAAUGAGCCCCGUGAACAACUGUUCCCAUACUCACCGAUGAUCUCAAGAGACAAUGUACAAAGAAACCUUACCGCUCGUGGUAUGGACGCUCUUAGUCACGACUGCGAAAGUAAGUACAGUAUCAUACAACAAUGGUUUAAUUUGUAUGUAGCGACGCAAAGCCAAUAUGGAAUAGGUCUAGGAAUAAAACGAGAAGUAUUUUUCUUAAAUUUAGAAGACGGUUACUUUGGCUGCCAAGUUAACGAAUCGACUCAGAUAUUACAAUUAUACGAAUUAUCCAAAUUAUGUGACGGUGUGCCUGACUGCUAUAAGGCAUCCGACGAACUUAGAACAGAGUUAAAAUGUUCAGAUGAUUGUACCAAAGAAGAUGGCGCACAAUGUAUAAAUGGUGCUUGUCUACAUGGAGUUUGCUAUUGUAAUGAUGGUUUUGGUGGCUGUAAUUGUCAGGAACCUGAUAUUAACGAGUGCAAAGACAGGCCGUGUGAUGUAUUUGCACAUUGUACAAACACAGUAGGCAGUUUUCAAUGCUCUUGCUUUCCUGGUUACGUCGGAGAUGGAUUCACUUGUAAAGAUAUCAACGAAUGUGAAGAUCCAGCUAUAGCGGCGAGAUGUGUUGAAAAUGCAGAAUGUUGCAAUCUACCAGCUCACUUCAUAUGUAAAUGUAAUCGUGGUUUCGAAGGGGACGGCGAAGAAGAGUGUCGAGAUAUCGACGAAUGCCGACGUCCUGGGGCUUGCGGUUCGAACGCCAUUUGUCAGAACUAUCCUGGAAAUUAUACUUGCGCCUGCCAAGCUGGCUUUACAGGAAACCCGUUCGAUGGUUGUGUCGACGUGGACGAAUGUUUAAACCAAGACGCGUGUGGUGCUGGUGCGGUAUGCCGCAACCUUGUAGGAGGUUAUGAAUGUAGCUGCCCACCGGGACAUGAAGGCGAUCCAAGACUUGCUUGUACGCAUGCCGACCCUUGCGCCAGAAAUUCCUGUGGACGUCAUGCAAUCUGCGAAAGCCUGCCAGGAAACUACCGCUGUCUUUGCCCGCCAGGUUUUGAAGGCGACCCUAAUGUCCAAUGCAAUGACGUAGAUGAGUGUAAAAAUAGUGAAGCGGUUUGCGGAGCUCACGCCGUGUGUAGCAAUACGAUUGGAAGUUUUACUUGCCACUGCCUCCCGGACUAUACGGGAGAUGCCCGUUUGCCGAGCGGUUGCACAGACGUUGACGAAUGUGCGGCGCUUGAGCACCCAUGUGGAUUACAUGCCAUAUGCGAAAAUGCAUCGCCAGGAUAUAAUUGCGUAUGCCCCCAAGGAUAUCGGGCUCAACCCGAUCCCCAGAUAGCAUGUGAACAGAUUGAUGUCAAUACUUUGUGCAGAACAAACUUUGAUUGUACAAAUAACGCGGAAUGUGUGGAUGGUCAGUGCUUCUGUAAAGAUGGUUUUCAACCGAAGGGGUCUGUAUGCGCAGAUAUUGACGAAUGUUCACACGGGUCAAAAUGUGGAGAGAAUGCUAUAUGUAUAAAUUCAAUCGGAAGUUAUACAUGUGCAUGUGUGACGGGAUAUGUAGGGCUGCCGCCUCAGGUGAAAUGUCGCGCUCCUUGUGAGGAUGUUAAAUGUGGCGAUCACUCUUAUUGUAAAUCAGAUGGAAAUGACGCGUACUGCAUUUGUGAUGAGGGAUGGAAUUUCAAUCCUAAUGAUAUAUCAGCUGGAUGUGUCGAUAUUGAUGAGUGCGAUAUAGGAAUAGGGGCAGCAUCACACUGUGGUGCUAAUGCUCGAUGCUCAAAUACUUUAGGCAGUUUUAUGUGUGAAUGUCCAGAUGGUUUCACUGGGGACCCAUACAAAAAUUGUUUCGAUAUUGACGAAUGUGAGAUAGAUAAUACAUGCGGUAUUGGAGCGGAAUGUAUUAAUGAAAAGGGGUCGUAUACAUGCGCUUGUCCCGAUGGAACUAUAGCUGAUCCUGAUCCUCGAGUAAAAUGUGCAGAAAUACUUACCUGUACUUCUAAUGACGAUUGUCCUGGAAAUGCUAUAUGUAACGGAAACGCAAAGUGCGUCUGUCCUGAACCAAAUAUAGGGAACGAAUGUCGACAUCCCUGUGAAGCUUUACAUUGUGGAAGCAAUUCUGAAUGCCUUCUAAACGAACAAAUAGCACAAUGCACUUGUCGAAAUGGAUUUACGGGUGAUCCUUCUUCACCAAGUGGGUGUCAAGAUGUCAAUGAAUGUGAUGGAAAUCCUUGCGCCCCGGGUGCCGUAUGUAAAAAUUUACCUGGUAAUUUCCAAUGUGAAUGCCCCGGGCAUUUUAAAGGCGAUCCUUAUACUGAAGGGUGUUUUACUAGCAAACUUCCACAGUCAUGCAGCAAUACAAACCCAUGUCCGCAAGGCGAACAAUGUGUAUUGCAUGAUAAUGAAAAUGUUUGUAUUUGCGGACAGGGUUUCUCUCGAAAUGUUGAUAAUGGCCUAUGUGAAGAUAUAAAUGAAUGUACUCAACACGGUCGCACGCCGUGUGGCCUGAACGCUAUUUGUAAGAACCUGCCUGGCAGUUACGAAUGUAAAUGCCCUCCCGAAUAUAGUGGAAAUCCAUAUAAUUUGUGCGAAAUGUGUACCGACAUAUCAUGUCAGUGCCAACUGCCAUAUAAAGUAGUCGAUGGUAAAUGCGUGCUAUCUGGUUGUUCGAAAGACAAAAAAUGUGGAAAAGGUGCCGAAUGUAUUGUAAUAUCGGACAGCGUAAGUUACUGUGCUUGUCCAGUUGGGUACGCACAGACAAAUGAUGGAGCUUGCGAAGAUAUUAACGAAUGUUUACUAGAUCAGCCUGCCUGUGGUUUUGGCGCAGAAUGCGUCAAUACUCUAGGAUCUUUUAUUUGUAAAUGUCCUGCCGGUUACGGAAAAGAUCCAAAUUCGGGACAGUGUAGCUUAAACCAGAAACGCUGUAUAAGUGAUAGCGACUGCUUUGCUAAUGAAAAGUGUGUGCAACCUGGAAACUGUGUGUGUCCACCACCAUUUUACCUAGAUGUUACUGAUGGCCAGAAAUGUAAAAGUCCUUGUGAGAGAUUUACUUGUGGAAUCAAUGCUAAAUGUACUCCAAGCGACCCGCCCAGGUGUAUGUGCAUGUCUGGAUACGAAGGAGAUCCCUACACAGGUUGUACAAACAGAAACGAAUGUCAGAGUGCUCCUUGUGCCUAUGGUGCUAUUUGUAAUGACGAACAAGGUGGAUAUAAAUGUAUUUGCCCACAAAACAUGAUCGGAGACCCGUACAAAACUGGAUGUACAAUAGAUGAAGUCCCAUCUCAAAAAUUAUUAUGUAGCAAAGAUAAUCAAUGCCCAAAUAAUUUGGCUUGUCUAAACCGAACCUGUAUAUCGCCAUGCUUAAGCGUAUCCUGUGGUCCUAAUGCUUUCUGUGAGGUUGAAAACCACGCCGCAUGGUGUCGGUGCAACCCUGGAUAUACGAAACCAGAAGGCGGGAAAUGUAUUUCUGGUUGUGACAAUUAUUCCUGUGCUCCCGGUGCCCAUUGCAUUAUUUCAAAGACUGGCCCAACAUGCGUUUGUCCUGAGGGUAUGGUUGGAAAUCCAUUCCCGGGCGGAAACUGCAGAAGAGAUUUAUGCGGGGCAGGAAUACACUGUGAGGAACCUAUGUCGUGUGUGGCUGGUAGAUGUCGUCAGAGAUGUGAAGAUGUGGUGUGUGGUAUUGGAGCCACUUGUGAUGAGAAAACAGGACAUUGUGUUUGUGAUGCGUUCUUUGUUGGAAAUCCGGACUUACUCUGCAUGCCGCCUGUUGCACCACCCACUUGUGAACCAGGAUGUGCUCAAAAUGCUCAUUGUGUGUAUGGGCAAAAUAAUAUGUGCAAAUGUAAUAAAGGUUUCACGGGUAAUCCUUACAAAAAAUGUUUACCCCGAAGGCAAAUCACAUGCAAACAAGGGCUGUGUGGGUCAAAUGCAGUUUGUCAGCAGACUAGGUCACACAUUGAAUGUUUAUGUCCGCCUGGAUACAUCGGCAACCCUAAUCUGCAAUGUAUCGAUAUAGAUGAGUGCGGUUCCAGACCAUGCGGAGAAAAUGCAAUAUGUAUAAACACACCUGGCAGCUUCAGCUGUAUUUGCAAAAGCCGGUAUAUUGGAAAUCCUUACGAAUUGUGUACUCAAAUAUCAUUAUCAAAGUGUGUGGACGGCACAGUAUGCACUUGUUCUCGGAAUAAUACGUGUCCCGAUGGCUAUACGUGUGAAAAAUCAAGAUGUGUUGACGCAUGCCGCAGUAUGCUAUGUGGACCGAAAAGUUUAUGCGCAGAAGGAAAAUGUGAAUGUCUUCCUGGCUACGUGGGGAAUCCUAAUGAUCUUCAACAAGGCUGCGCUGUCGAUAAAUCAUGUUUGACCGAUGGAAAUUGCAAAGACACGGAAAUUUGUUUACAACUAGCUAAAGACACAAGACGAUGUGUUGAUGCUUGUAGCAAACUACAAUGUGGACCUAAUUCAAUAUGCGUUAGUUCAAACCAUCACGCCCAUUGCAUUUGUACUGAAGGCUAUGUCGGAAAACCGAAUGAUGUUAAAAUAGGGUGCCAAUUGCUACAACGUGAACCAAACGAAGUCGAGUGUAAUCUAGAUACCGACUGUGCUGAACCUCAAAUUUGCGUAUCAGUAGAUGGUUCAACUAAAAGGUGUCUAGAUUUGUGUUCUACCAUCAUUUGCAGCCCUAAUGAAGUUUGUAACGUUAUAGAUAACAGCGCCCGGUGUGAUUGUAAAGAAGGCUAUUUAUGGAAUCCAUUGAACUCGAUAUGCGAGCAACCCACUACAUCUAACUGUAAUAGCGAUACCGACUGUGAUGAUGAUAAAUCGUGUCAAAAAGAUGUACUAGGUGUUAAAAAGUGUAUGGAUAAUUGUAAUACAUUUACUUGUCCUCAAAAUUCGAAAUGUGUAACAAAAGGCCACAUUAGUCAAUGUCAAUGUUCCAAUGACUUUGAGGGAAAUCCUAACGACCGAGAUGGUUGUGUACCGGUGAACAAGAACCAAUGUGUGACUGAUGCUCAAUGUAGGGAGAGCGAAGUAUGCAAGAACGUUAACGCUUUGAAAAAAUGUGUUUCGGCUUGUCAACAAAUCGUUUGUGGGCCUAAUGCUUUCUGUAUAACUAAUAACCACGUCGCUCAAUGCCAAUGUCCUGUCGGGCCAUAUACGGGAGACCCUAAUGAUUUAGAAAGUGGCUGCAAAUUAGUGCCGUGUGUAUAUAAUGUAGAUUGUAUGCCGCAACAAUUAUGCAAUCGUAUGACACACACGUGUAUCAACGCGUGCUCUGAAGAUUCUUGUGGAGAUAAUGCUGUAUGUAUAGCUGAAAACCAUAAAUUUGUAUGCCACUGUCCAGUUGGCUAUCAGCCUGAUCCUAUUCCUGAAGCUGGUUGUAAAAAAGUUGAUGUGUGUAGAUCAAAUCCAUGCCACAAAACAGCGUUGUGCGAACCAUCGGGAUCCUCCUUUAUUUGCAAAUGCCCUGAUGGUCUAGUUGGAGAUCCCAGAGAAGAAGGCUGCAUACCUCAAAACUCUUGUUCUGACUCUGACAAUGACUGUCCUGGUGACACUGUCUGUAUAAAUAGAAGAUGUACUAAUCCGUGUCAAAAUGCAUGUGGUAUCAACUCCCUAUGCAAAGUAGUCAAUGGAAAAGCAAAUUGUUUAUGCCCUGAAAGUUAUGAGUUUAUAAAAGGAACCAAACAGUGUAAGAAAAAGUUAAUAACCUGCAAUAACGAUUUUGAUUGUGAUGGCGAAAUUUGUCAUAAAAAUCAAUGUUUCACGGCUUGUAGAAAUUCAACUCAGUGUGACCAUGAAGACGUGUGCAUUAAGAAUUUAUGUACUAAAGAGUGCACCAAACAUACACAGUGCAGUAACGGCGAGGCUUGUAUUGAAGGCCAGUGUUUGAUUGGUUGUCGCAGUAAUAACGAUUGUUCUAAUGAAGAAGCAUGUAUUAACAAUCGCUGCAAUGAUCCAUGUGUGGGCUCGAGGGUAUGUGGUCCAAAUGCUAUCUGUUCAAGGGAACAGCACGCGACAAAAUGUGAAUGUCCACUUGGAUUUGAAGGUACACCUACUGCACAGCAAGGCUGUGUUCGGAAGCCAAGUUCGUGCUCGAAGACAUCGCACUGUCCGCCUGAUCAUAUGUGCAUUGGAUAUUUAUGCCAAGUACCAUGUCAAUCGAAAUCAGACUGUGCUAUAGGAGAAACGUGUUACGAUAGUAAAUGCCAUAAAAUUUGUCACACGAGCAGCAAUUGCUUACACGGAGAGCAUUGUAGCUCUGGAGUAUGCGUUCUUGGUUGCCGUGUCGACUCAGACUGCAUGGACAAUCAAAUGUGUAAAGAAUCAAAAUGUGAGUGCUCACCGGGAUUCCAAAUGUCAGGGGAUCAGUGUCUAAAUAUAAACGAAUGCGUUCAGAACCCUUGCCAUCCUUCUGCUCAAUGUAUUGAUGAUUUAGGUUCAUUUAAAUGUGUUUGUCCGACUGGAGCCAUUGGGGACCCUUACAAAAACGGGUGCUUAAUGCCGAAUCAGUGUAGACGAGAUAGUCAGUGUGAAGAUUCACUUGUCUGUUUCCGUGGAAAAUGUAGAAAUCCUUGCGAAACAAAUGAUCCAUGUGGCUCAAACGCUCUUUGUGCAGUUAAAGAACAUAAAGUAACAUGUACUUGCCAGAAAGGACAUUUGGGGAACCCAUUAGACAAGAAGGUAGGGUGUUUCAGAGUAGAGUGCAUGGAUGAUUCUGAAUGCUCUAAUGAUAAAUUCUGCCGUUUGGAUAGCAACAAAUGUUCAGAUCGAUGUGAAGAUACUGAAUGUAAAGGCGGAAUUUGUAAAAUAAUAGACCACAAAGCUUCGUGCACUUGUUUGUCUGGGUCUGAACUAAUAAAUAACAAUUGUGAAGAUAUUAACGAGUGCCUUACACACCCGUGUCCGUUAAAUUCUAUCUGUGAAAAUACACCUGGAUCGUAUGGGUGUAGUUGUGUUAAUGGAACUGUCCUCGAUAUUAGCACGAAACAUUGCAAGAAACCUGGCGACUGCUUCGCUGAUGAAGAUUGUUCUGAAAUGACAAAAUGCCAUAAAAAUCAAUGUAUAAAUCCAUGUGAAAAUUCUCCUUGUGGCGAGAACUCCCAUUGUUUCGUACUUAAACAUGAGCCCACUUGCGAAUGUCACGAAGGUAGUCACGGUGAUCCGUAUAAAGGCUGCAUCAAAUUUGAAUGUACAAGAGAUUCUGAUUGUUCGUCAGCAGAAGCGUGUGUCAAUAACAAAUGUAAAAAUUCCUGCGACAUACCACGGGCAUGUGGUAAAAAUGCUAAUUGCGUAUCUAGAAAUCAUAUAGGCCAUUGUUAUUGCGGUAAUGGUUUUACUGGUGAUCCGGUCUUGGGGUGUGUCCCCAUACAAUACUGUAAUGACGAUAGUCGGUGCCCAUCAGGAACAAAAUGUGUUGAUAACUUAUGUCUUGGAAUAUGUAAGAAUUCCCGAGACUGCCUAAAUGAUCAAAUAUGCAUCAAAGAUACUUGUAGACUAAUGUGCACAUCGAACGAUACGUGUCCCGAAUCUUACUUCUGUUCAAAUAAAAUAUGCAUUAAAGAAAUUGAAUGUUUAUCCAAUGACGAUUGCCCUGAUGAUGCCCAAUGCACUGAAGGCAAAAAUGGUAUUCCUCAAUGCGUCAAACUUUGUAAGAACCAACCGUGCGGAAGAAACGCACUCUGCACCUCAGCAUUACAUAAAUCCGUUUGUUCUUGCAAAGACGGCUUUUUCGGAGAUCCAGUUCAAGGUUGUAAAAAAAUUGAAUGCAAUCAAGAUAGUGACUGUACCGAAGACAAAUAUUGUGAUCAAAACAUGUGUAAAAUUGCGUGUUUGGCUCAAAAUAAAUGUGGCCAAGAUUCAAUUUGCUUAUCUGAAAAACAUCAAGCUAUUUGUUAUUGCCAACCGGGGCACACAGGCGAUCCUACGAAAGGAUGUAUAGAAAUUGACUAUUGCGGCUCAAAUCCGUGUGGUGAUGGCGCAGAAUGUAGAAAUGUCAGGAAUGGCGCACAAUGUUUGUGCCCUGGAGGAACUGUAGGAGAUCCAUACGGGAAAGGCUGCCAAAAAGGUUCCCAAUGUAGAUUUAACAGGGAUUGUCCUUCAGUUGCUCGAUGCACAGUUAUUGACGGAAUAAGAAAAUGCACAGAUGCGUGCGAUAGUGUUAAAUGUGGACCAAACACCGAAUGUAUAGCCGCACGACACGCCGGUGAAUGUAAAUGUAAGCCCGGCUUUACUGGUAACCCUUCUAGCGAUAAGGGUUGUCGGCCUCAAGAAAUUGUCUGCAAAUCAAUCAAAGAUUGUGGUGAAAAUCAAUAUUGUCAUAACACUACAUGCCAAGCAUUAUGCCUUCUCGACGAAGAAUGCGCAUCAGUAGAAAGAUGUAUUAAUGGGCAAUGUGUAGAACCUUGCAAGAUGGAAAAAACGUGUGGAUUAAAUGCACAGUGCCGAACUGACAAUCAUGUUGUAAUAUGUAGUUGUCCAUACAGGUUCACUGGGAAUCAAGAUGUUGAAUGUGUGAGAAUACCAAGACUUUGUGGUGGCUCAGGUGAAUGUGAAGAAGGCAACAUUUGUCAAGAUUCUAUGUGCUUACCUAAAUGCACGGUCGACGAAGAAUGCGCUGUUAAUGAGAGAUGUUCGAAGGGGGCAUGUUUGCUUACAUGCCGCGUCGAUAACGACUGUUUCCUCGGCCAUAUUUGCCUAGCCAACAGCUGCCAUUACGGUUGCAGGCAAGACGACGAUUGUGGACCAGAUGAAUUUUGUAGAAAUAAUUACUGCCAGAAUCCAUGCUCAAAUGACAACAAUCCAUGCGGGCCGAAUGCACGGUGCACUGUAGCAGAUCGUAAAGCUGUAUGUUCUUGUCUUGAUAACUUGAUACCGAACCCGACGCCUAAUGUUGGUUGCGUGCGUAUACCUGCACCUGUGUGCAAAAUGCAUUCAGAUUGUGCCUCCGGAUGGAGAUGUGAAGAUGACCGCUGUCGGCCAGCUUGUACACCAGACGGGACAAAUUGCCUUCAAGGAGAACGUUGCGACGUUGGCGUUUGUCGAUUCGCAUGCACAUCUGACGACCAUUGUUCAGAUGGCGAAAUUUGUGAUGGUAGAUUCUGUAUUACGGGCUGUAAAUCAAACUCUCAUUGUUCUAAUGAUAAAGCAUGCAUGGUAGGACAAUGUAAAGAUCCUUGCACAGAACCUUCUUCGUGCGGUGCUAAUGCUCUGUGCUCGACGAAAGAUCACCAACCAAUUUGUUCAUGUCCAAAGUCAUUGGCUGGAGACCCUAAGGUUGCUUGCCGAAGAAUAUCUCUACCGUGCGAUAAAGAUAAAAGCUGUAGUAAUGGAUUUAGUUGUUACGGUGAUGUUUGUUAUCCAUCUUGCAGGAGUGAUAAUGUCUGUAUGGCUAAUGAAAAAUGCAUACGCGGUAUAUGUAGAGUUGUAUGUAACAGUGAUGAUGUGUGUAACGAAGGCCAUAUAUGUGAAAAUAGAAUCUGUAAGCAGGGUUGUCGCCACGACAAUGCCUGUAGCGAUAAUCAAGCUUGUCUUAAUGGACAGUGUAAAGAUCCUUGCAAGGAGGGUAGUAGCUGUGGUACUUGCGCUGAAUGUAAAGUUAUAAAUCAUAGAGCACAAUGCAGUUGUUCGAGUAAUUACACCGGUAAUCCUCUUGUGGAAUGUAAACGGAAGCAACUACAAUGCGAUGGGUUCUGCCCCUGCGACGACAGUGGCUAUUGCAUCUCGCUUUGCGACAACCACUCUGAUUGCAACUGCGGAGAAAAGUGCUUUAACGGAGGCUGCAGGGUCAUGUGCUCGGUACGAAAUAAAUGUCCACAAAGACAAAUAUGUUCCCAAGGAGCUUGCCUACCAGGCUGUAAUAAUAAUAGAGACUGUGGCGAAGAUAUGAUAUGCUCAUCUAAGCAAUGUGUCCCCGUUUGUCGUGAGAAUUCUUGCGGGAAAAAUGCAUUGUGCACCUCAUUGCGCCACCGUCCUUUGUGCAGUUGCCCUAGCGGAUUCUCCGGCGACCCCUCGAAGGAAUGUAAACUAUUUGAAUGCGCUAACGAUGAAGACUGCGCAGUGGAUGAAGAAUGUAAUGGCAAUAAAUGUAAAAAAGUAUGCAUAAACGCGUGCGGAACGAACGCCAUAUGUAGAACUGUAAAUAGAAGUCCACAAUGUUCUUGUCCACCAAACUUCAUUGGCAAUCCCAAGUUGGAAUGUUCUAAGUCGAGUGGUGGAUCUUGUUCUCGAAAUCCAUGCGGGGUGAAUGCUCGAUGUCGGGAUAUGGACGAUGGAAGUUUCGAGUGCACUUGCCCUCCGGGUUGCGCUGGUAAUCCACAACAUCAGUGCUUCUGCGGUACUAUGGCUCCGUGUGCUCACAAAGUGUGCGGUACAAACGCCCAGUGCAGAAUAGGACAGAAUCGUGAAACUCAAUGCUAUUGUCCCCGGAACUAUCCCAAUGGUGAUCCGAAUAUAGAAUGUACGCAAGAGCGGAGCGUUGUCGACUGUCGAACGACUGGUUGUGGUGUUAACGGCGAAUGCUUAAGAGAGGGAGCUGAAUUUGUUUGUAGAUGUAUACCUGGAACAGAAGGUCAAGCCGAUAUAGAAUGUCACACCAGUAUCGAAUGUACGAGCGACAAGGACUGCCCGGUCGACAAGGCGUGUCUCAGCUUGCACUGCGUCGAUCCGUGCACGAUGCGCGGCGUCUGCGGCGAAGACGCGCUCUGCGUAUCCGUCAUGCACCGCGCGCAAUGCUCCUGCCCCCAAUGUUACAUCGGACAACCGAGACAAGCCUGCCGUCUAGAUCCCGCCUGCAAACCGACUUCAGAUAUCAACAUUACUUUUACUUGCUCAGACACAAAGCCGUGUCCUCCUAAAUUAGCAUGCGAUCUCGCCACAGGCCAAUGUCGCAAUCCAUGCGUUGAUUAUCACAGCUGUCGCCAGAAUCAAAAAUGUGAGGUCAGAAACCAUGAACCAGUGUGCGUUUGUCGUAACGGAUUCGCUUUAAAUGAAAGAGGUGAAUUGACGUGUGCACCAGAACAUGCGGAAUGUACCAGAGAUGAACAGUGUCCGUCUAAUGCGGUUUGUAGAGAUACAAAAUGCGUGAAUCCAUGUUUGGCAUCCAGAGACUCUAUGUGUCCGAAGGGAAAGCAAUGUGAAGUUGUCGAGCACCGAGUGAUGUGCGUUUGCGUCGAAGACUGUCAUCCAUCAGUUUCUAUAUGCUUAAGAGAUAAUGGAUGCCCUCAGAAUUUAGCUUGCAGAGAUUUUCAAUGUAAAGACCCAUGCAAUGGCGCAUGCGGAGAUGCGCCUUGCUCAGUUGAAGAUCACCACCCUGUUUGCAAGUUUUGCCCAACUGGAUUCAUACAUGACGAAAAGCAUGGCUGUAUCAAAGCGUUAGGAUGCAGCGCCCAUGAGCAAUGUGCUUCGGGACUUGCGUGCAUUGAAGGUCGUUGCUCAGACCCAUGUGCUGGUGGCGGCCCUUGUGCUGCAGGUCACCACUGUGCUAUUGUUGACCAUCAACCAGUUUGCUCUAAAGUAUGUCAGUGCCAAACAUCAUCGGACUGCGCAAGAUAUCCCAGUACCAAAUGCGACGGAUGUUCUUGUAUACGGGAAGAUAAGGUAUCUACGAACUGUGCUCACUGUCGACCAGGGGUACCUUGCGAUCCGUUUUCUGGAGCCUGCAUGGAGAAUGCUCGGCCUAUAGUUAUCCCACUAACCGAAACAAACUCCGAUACUGCUACAGUUACAGGAAGUGAAUCGAGUACUAAUGACUUGACCGACAUGACUUCUUACACAAUGUCAAACUAUGAAACUAGCACUGAAUCAAUUAGUACUAUGACUACUAAUGCCUUUACGCUAACGGAUUAUAUGACUGAGACACAUAAAAACACUAUUUUGCAAGAGAGUCCUUCAGAUUCCACUGAAAACUAUAAUAAAGUCACUAUUUCAUUCGGGCAAAAUACUAAUAGCAUUUUGACUUCUCUAGUCCCAGAAAAUUUAGAAAAAACUGAAACUGAUGAUGUUUCUCCUAAUAUUAUCAAUAUAACGACUACAGAAAAAUCUUUAAAACGAACUGAAACAAAUGGCACCCAUAAACGUGUUAAUGAGAAUAGAAAUACAAAGACGCCAGAAAAUCGAAGAAAUUUGCAAAACACCGAUGAAUCUAAUUUUAAAGUUUCUGUUACACCAUUAAUAAAUAUAAACACUACUAAUCCAAAUUUAAGUGACGUAACAACGGAAAGCAAAUAUAGCACAGAAAGAGGUGACCAAACCGCUGAAUUACCUGAAAUAUCAACUACUGAAUCUAUUUUAUCAACUUCAUUUGUUAGUUCUACACAAAAUUUGGAAACAAUUGAAAGUUCGACUAGUAAAGAAACAGCUUUUGAUAAUCCACCAUUAGAUGCAACAACUGAUAUAGUUUCAAAUACAAAAGAAGAAAACAUGAUAAAUAGCGCUGUUACCAUUUCUCCUGAAAGUCACCACGAUUCCACAAUGGAAGAAAAAAUUAACCCUAUAAUAUCUACGGUUUCAAAUAAAAUGGAAUACAGUAGCAGUAGUACUAAAAAUCCAACUUAUACUGUAUCUGAAUUGGGUAUGACAUCAUAUACAAAGAUUAUUCCGGAAACAACAAAAGUAAAUGAUUAUGAAACAAUCACUACAAUUACAGAAGAAAGUACUUCUGCAUAUGUUAAAACGGAACAAAAUAUGCUUAGCCAUUUUACUAUGAAUGUCACUACACCUCAUGUUUCUGAUAUCACAAAUGUUGAAAUAAAUGCUAAUACUCACAAUUACAAAGAUACGACGACAUCUGAUAUGAAUAAUGAAAUUGAUUUUAAGACAUCUAGUAGUACCUCUAAAGUUGAAUUAGGUACUGAAACAUAUAGUUCAUAUAAACCGGAACUUGAUACUGAUACAACAUAUUCUUAUGGUAAUAACAAACUUACAAAAGAUGACAAUGGAUUACAUUUAGAAGGUGGUUCUAUUAAGAAUACGAAUUUAAUAACAACGGAAAUUCCAACAGAAAUCAUUGUUAAGGAUGGUCAUAAGACAGAUAUAAGUUUUACCACUGAACCUUACAUCGACACCUCAGGUACGCAAUAUAAUGAAAAUCAACCCGAUAACGAGAUAACAACUUCUGCGUCCAAUACGAUAAUAAAAACAACAGAAGAAUUUAGCUCUGCAAGAGACAACGACACUAUGACAUCUAAUAAAGAUAACGAUGUAGGAAACAUAUAUUUCCACACAACUACUUCAAUAAUAAAUGAUAAAACUGAAACAGACGUGUAUUCGGAAUAUCAACAUGUAACAAAUUCUGAGAGAGAAAAUGUAGAUCAAGCACCUAGAAGUCCUACUACAGAGUACGAGGAAAAUACUUUGAUUGAAUCAAAUAAAAUUGAUACAACAACAGAAGUAUAUACGAAUACUAAAGAGAAUUCUGCGUCGCAAUCUGGUAUUGAUGUUACAUCAAAAACCACGUUUGUAAACAGUCCUACGAGUACAGAAAGUAUCUACUCACAAAGUAUUACUAAUUCAGAAACGAACACCGAAACACAGAGUUCGUCUAAAUUGGAUGUGACAAGUGAUAUUUACUACACUUCAGAAAAGGCAGAAUACUCUACAACUUCUACUUAUAGAAACGAUCUCCAUCCUGGUAUUUCAACGUCCUCUCAAUAUUCAUUUGAAAAUACAACACCAUUAGUAAAUAUUCCCACAAAUACGGACAACGAUGCUACUAUUGCAUCCUUAGUCACAACUGAAGAAGUUAAUCUAAACAACCAUAACGAAAUUGAAAGUGGUAUAACUACUAAGCGGUAUAGUGAACCUUCAACGGAGAGUACUCAAACUGUAGUAGAUCUUAAAGAUAUAAGCAAUACCCCCGAUUUUUUGUCAACUUUACAUACCAACAAUCCUUUAGUACUAUACACGACUAUACAAGACGAUCAUAUGCAACAGACUUCAACAACUUCGCAUACUAUUCAAUUGAUAAACCAUACUAAUGAAGAAACUGCAACAAGGGAAAAUAUAGAUUACUCCACGACUGAAGUUAAUUUUUCGGUAGAUCUAAAUGAAGAAAGUUUAGCAACGUCGCAAUACAGCAGUGUUAAUAUGAAUAACAUUGAAACAAGAACCAACACAUAUGAAACCGACGAAGCAUCUUUAACUAACACAGAAAAUAGUAAUAAAAUUACAACACCACAAUAUGUAUUGUCCAAACAAGAAAAUAACGAAGUGAUAACUCAAACUCCUGCUAACACUUUAAGUACAGAGACAACAAUAGAAAAUGCAUUUGACCAUACGUCGUAUGAUACCACUAAUAUAGAGGCUACUGCGACAACACAAGACAAAACCCUUUUAGAAACAACUGUCAUGGACGAGGAUAAUAUGAUUCAAACUAAACCCACCACUAAUAGUGAUAAUCAAAAACCAAUAAUUAAUCAAGAAAAUGUCACACCAAACAGUAUCAAAGAAUUUACAAACACUUUAGAAUUACCUACCAGUACUACGAGCUAUGAAUCUAUAUCAUAUAAAGAUCAAGAAUAUGAAACAACUACUGGCGGCAAUCUUGUUCAAUUUACUGCGUCUGAUAGUGUUGUAACAGAUAAAGAAGCUAAUAAUACAAACAUAGAAUAUAAUAAUAAUCAACCCAUUCAAACUACGCAAAAUUAUGAAGCGACUACAAAUGGUCAAAAUUUCUUGCAACCAUCUAAUAACAAUACAAUCGAAAUAGAUGUUACGACUGAAAUCACGACAGGAUACCUUGAAAUUUCUCAAAAAACGAAUUUUGAAACGACUACAGGUUAUCUAAAAGAAUACAACGUUACUGAGGCAAAUGCUAACACAAAAGAUACGACUGAGAUAGAAAAUUCUUCCUCAACGGUGACCCAAGCUACAAUUUUACAACAAACAUAUCAUUCAACAUUGUCUGAACCAUAUCCAAAUACGAAUGAAUUGCAAACAAACACUCAAAGUGACACAAUGAUCGAGUCCAAUAUCGAAACAACUACAUACACAUCUCAUUUCAUGCCAGGAAAAAACAAAUAUCCAUCAACAAUCUCAGCUUCUUUUAAUUCAUUUUCCGAUAAUCUAUCAUCUAGACAAAAAGACACAGACAUUUCUGCGUGGACAGACACGACUUUUUCUACCGAAAGUACUUCGACUAAUACUUACAACGAUGUAACAGAACAUAUUGACUGUACUGUUGACGGUGACUGUGUUGUAAAUAAAGCUUGUCUCAAUGGAACAUGUCAAAAUCCGUGCGAGGCGCUGAACCCAUGUAUAAAGAAUGCUACCUGUAAAGUACACGACCAUGUCGCUGUUUGCGAUUGUGACGACGCGGCCAGGAACUGCUUCAGAGAAUCACCUGGGACACCUAAAGCGCCAGAGCCAUGUCAUUCCGAUCGGGAUUGUAUAGAAACUGAAGCCUGUUUUAUGGGGUUAUGUCAAAACCCUUGCGAAUUUGACAAUGUGUGUGGAACCGGAGCUAAUUGCCAUCCCGUAAAACAAAGGCCUAUGUGCUCAUGUCCAGCCGGUCAUGAAGGAGAUCCAGCUGUUAAAUGUUCACCUAAAAUAUCCGGUUGCACUCGAAACGAAGAAUGUCACUUGACGGAAGCUUGUAUAAAUAAUGCAUGUCAACAUCCAUGUGCCAUACACAACCCGUGCGCACCUAACGCUGUCUGUAUAAACACGAACCACGGUUCAGAUUGCAGCUGCGCCGAAGGAUAUCAGGGGAACGGAUAUGUUGGAUGUGUUCCAGUAAUUGAAUCCCAUUCAGUGUGCCAAUAUAAUGAAGACUGUCCACCGGAGCUACUGUGUGACCGAUUAAAUAGAGUAUGUAUCAAUCCUUGCGCUGUCAAUACAUGUGGUGAUAAUGCCGAGUGUUAUCCAUUUAACCACGGCAUUCAAUGUAAAUGUUUAGCUGGUUUUACUGGAAAUGCCUUCCUAGAAUGCUUCCAAGUGCAAGGGUGUCGGUCAGAUAAUGAGUGCGCAAAUAACGAAGCUUGUAUAAACGGGAAAUGCGAUUCACCAUGUAGAUGCGGUGUAAAUGCCGUUUGUGAUGUUCUAAACCACCGCGCUUCGUGCAAAUGCUUAAAUGGCUUUUCUGGAAAUCCUUCGAUUGGAUGCGAGCCGCCACAAAAUCCAUGUAUACCAAGUCCUUGUGGCACCGAUGCGUUGUGUGAAAAUGACCAUGGAAAUCCGAUUUGUUUCUGUCCAAAAGGAUUAACUGGCAACCCAUUCAAAAAUUGCAUUCCCGAAGGAAAUGAAUGUGAGCCUAAUCCGUGUGGACCAAAUACCGGGUGCAGAAUCAUCGACGAUAAGCCGGCUUGCUUCUGCUUACCAAAUUAUGAGGGUAACCCACCCCGUCAACCUUGUCAACUACCCAAUAAUCCAUGCAAUCCAUCGCCAUGUGGGCCCAACACUCAAUGUAGUAUUCUUCCUAACGGUUUUGCCAAAUGCACGUGUUUAGUCGGCUAUGUUGAAAGUCCUAAUACUGUACGAGGUUGCAUUGAAGCGAGGAACCCCUGUGAACCAAACACUUGUGGUAUCGGCGCUCGAUGUGAUCCAAAUAGAACUCCUGCUUGUUAUUGUCCAGAAAAUACUAUAGGCAAUCCGUAUAAGUCAUGUAAUCAUCAGUAUUAUUUACCACCUGAAGUGUUGUGUAAACCGGGAAAAUGCGGAAGUAACGCAGACUGUUACGUGAGUAGCAACACGGAAAUGUGUUUCUGUAAAGCUGGUUUCAUUGGUGAUCCCUACAUUGGCUGUCAACCUCAAAGAAACCCAUGUAGUCCAAAUCCAUGUGGUCCUCAGGCUAUUUGUAACGUGAAUUAUGAAGGACAAGUGUCAUGUAUAUGUCCAGAAGGCAGUACAGGAGACCCCUACAGUUUAAGUGGUUGUACUUCAAGAGAAUGUGAAAUAGACGAUGAAUGUCCAUUAAAUAAAGCUUGUAUAGGAUACACUUGUCGCGACCCUUGUCCUGGUGUUUGCGGUAUAAACGCAAGGUGCCACGUAGAAUCUCACCAUCCUGUAUGCAUUUGCGAAGAUGGAUAUGAAGGAAAUCCACUUAUAUGUUGCUUACAGCCAGAGAGCCAAAAAUUCAAUAACCCUUGCGCUAAAACUCGUUGCGGUAUUAAUGCCAUUUGCCAAGAUAUUGGAGAUAAAGCCAUUUGUUCAUGCCCACCUGAUUUUCAUGGGGAUCCUCUAAAAGAAUGUAAACCACAGUGUAUUAUGAAUUCAGACUGUUCUUCGGGUGAAGCUUGUAUUAACAGUCAGUGUAUCGACCCAUGUACGAGCAGUAAAAUAUGUGGAAUUAAUGCAGUCUGCCUGUGUUCAGACCACACGGUUUCCUGUUUAUGUCCUGACGGUUAUAUCGGAGACCCGUUGAUACAAUGUUUAUAUCGACCUAUAAUUAUAACUCCAGACAACACCACGGUUCAACCAUGUUCGCCAAACCCAUGUGAUACAAAUUCAUACUGCGAUACUUACGGGGAUAAAUUUGCUGUUUGUGAUCUUUGUGUUGGACCUAACUCCUUAAAUAAUCCUGCCUGCAGACCCGAAUGUCUUUUAAGUUCAGAUUGUACAUUUGAUAAGGCCUGUAUACGAAACCGAUGUGUAGACCCUUGCGCUGGCUCUUGUGGACUCAACGCCGAGUGUACAGUUUAUCACCACGAUCCUCUUUGUCGUUGCAAGACUGGUUUUGAAGGAAACCCAUACGAAAAUUGCAAAAUAAUAACUCAAGUUAUCCAACCAGAAAUGUGUAAUAAUAUGCAAUGUGGGCCUAAUGCGGUUUGUGACGACACAAGAGGAGCUUUGACAUGUAAAUGUCUACCUAACUUCUAUGGAAACCCCUACAUUUCUUGCAGGCCCGAAUGUGUUGUUAACAGUGAUUGUAGUUCAGAGAAGGCUUGCCUAAAUAAUAGGUGUGAAAACCCCUGCAAAGAUAUUUGUGGUAUAGGAGCACAAUGUGAAACAGUAAACCACCAUGCCGUUUGCUAUUGUCCACCAAACCUAACAGGUGAUCCCUAUGUAAGAUGUCAAACUCAACAUAAUAUACCAUCGACUUUAUCAAUAUGUGAUCCUUCGCCUUGCGGAGCAUACAGCCGUUGUUUAGUAUCUGAAACCGGUUUUGCUGUGUGUUCGUGCUUGCCAGGAUAUAAGGGAAUACCACCCAUGUGUCAACCUGAAUGUGUCAGCAAUUCUGACUGUACCCAAAAAGAAACGUGUGUUAACCAAAAGUGCGUAAAUCCAUGUCAAGGAAGCUGUGGCGUGGGUUCUGAUUGUAUCGUAGUAAACCAUAAUCCUAUAUGUAGUUGUGGACCUGGAGCAACGGGAGAUCCAUUUGUGGCUUGUACAGCUUUUGCAGAAAGUACUCCAAGCGAAAGAAAUCCAUGCCUACCAUCGCCUUGCGGACCAAACUCAGUGUGUGAAAUAAGAUCAAAUCACCCCGUGUGUUCCUGCCAACCGAAUUAUUCAGGAACUCCACCGUAUUGUCGACCAGAGUGUGUAAUAAGUCAAGAGUGCCCGCCGAAUCAAGCAUGCAUUAAUGAAAAAUGUAGUGAUCCAUGUGCAGAUGCGUGUGGUAAUAAUGCAAAAUGUGAUGUUAUCAACCACACACCGUUAUGUAGCUGUCACGAAGGGUUUAAAGGAGAUGCGUUUAUAGGAUGUGUCGCAAUAAUAAAAGAUGAAACUAUAUCGCCCUGCAACCCAACGCCAUGCGGGGAAAAUACUAUCUGUACCGUAAUAAACAAUGCAGCUCGUUGCUCCUGUAUUCCACCAAACAUAGGAAAUCCAUACGCCGGAGGAUGUAGACCGGAAUGUAUAUUAAACUCUGACUGUCCAAAUCAUUUUGCAUGUUUGUCUAAUCACUGUCGAAAUCCAUGUAAAGAUUUAUGUGGUCUCAAUGCUGAGUGUGUAGUAACGAAUCAUGUUCCAGUGUGUACUUGCUUUAAAGGAUACCAGGGUGAUCCAUUUACAUCUUGUAGACCAGAAUAUAAAACAAAUACUCCAUUCAAUCCUUGUGAACCGUCUCCGUGUGGGCCACACAGCGAUUGCCAUGUUGUUAACAACCGUGCAGCAUGUUCCUGCCGCGCCGGAUACCUGGGUGCUCCUCCAGCCUGUAGACCAGAAUGUGCAGUUAACUCGGAUUGUCCUCCAACUAAAGCGUGUAUCAACCUUAAAUGCAAAGAUCCCUGUGUCAAUAGCUGUGGACUCGAUGCUCGAUGUCAUGUAGUUGGGCACAACCCUAUUUGUACUUGUCCUGAAAACUUCCCCGAAGGGGACCCUUUCAUUAAAUGUUAUAGAAAGAGCAUUUCGGCACCAGCGCCGGACCCGUGUCUACCAUCUCCUUGCGGACCACACUCGACGUGCCGCAACGAAUAUGGACGUGCCGUAUGCGCCUGUGAGCCAGGGACGUUGGGCGCUCCACCAGCUUGCCGCCCGCAGUGUCUCAUCAAUCAAGAUUGUCCCCUCUCUCUUGCAUGUCUUAGCGGAAACUGUAUCAAUCCCUGUGUGGGCUCGUGUGGUUUUAACGCGAAGUGUACCGUACAAAACCAUCAGCCCAUAUGUUCCUGUGACGAAGGCUACUCUGGGGAUCCGUUUGCUGGCUGCAAUCCACACGAGAUAUCUAAGGAAGUCCCUAGACAACCAUGCAAUCCUUCACCUUGCGGCCCUAAUGCACUAUGUCGCGAAAGGAAUGGUGCCGGUGCAUGUACUUGUAUAGACGCAUUCUAUGGGGAUCCGUAUCAGGGUUGUAGACCGGAAUGUGUAAUGAAUACAGAUUGUGCGACCGACAGAUCUUGCUUUAACAAUAAAUGUGUAGAUCCUUGUCCGGGCACUUGCGGGCGAAAUGCUGAAUGUAGAGUGAUCAAUCAUGCACCUUCGUGUUACUGCUUAAACGGAUAUUCUGGAAAUCCUCUUCAUGCAUGCACUCUUAUAAUAACUAUUCAGGAACCUGUCGAUCCUUGCCACCCUUCGCCCUGUGGCCCAUAUAGUAAAUGUCGUACGUUUAACGGUCACGCUGUUUGUACGUGUCUUGAUAUGUGUGUGGGUUCCCCACCGAAUUGUCGACCUGAAUGUAUUGUGAGUUCCGAUUGUCGACCGAACAAAGCGUGUGUUAAUCAGAAAUGCCAAGACCCUUGUCCGGGCACUUGCGGCAUUAACGCAAACUGUCAUGUUGUGAACCAUAAUCCAGUCUGCAGUUGUUACAACGAAUAUACGGGUGAUCCAUUUGUAAGGUGUUACUUGGAAGACAAACAAAUGACGCCUAUAGACAAUUGCUCGCCGAAUCCAUGUGGACCACAUUCCCAGUGUAAAGACGUAAAUGGGUUACCGCUAUGCUCCUGUCUAAACAAUUAUAUAGGACGUCCUCCGAAUUGUCGACCGGAAUGUACGAUAAAUUCUGAAUGUCCUGGUAAUUUUGCAUGUAUAUCAGAAAAAUGUAGCGAUCCAUGCCCGGGCUCUUGUGGAAUGCAUGCCUCAUGCAACGUUGUAAAACAUAUUCCUAUAUGUACAUGUGAUAUUGGUUAUACAGGCGAUCCUUUCUCUGGUUGCUAUCUGACACCAAUAAUUGAACCGCAAUUAGAGAAUCCAUGCUCUAGAUCACCCUGUGGGUCCAAUGCUGUGUGUAAAGAAAGACACGGGGCCGGAUCUUGUUCUUGUUUGCCAGAUUAUUAUGGUGAUCCGUAUGUCGAAUGUCGGCCAGAAUGUGUUCUAAAUUCUGAUUGUCCAAAAGAUAAGGCGUGCAUUAAUAAUAAAUGUAAAGAUCCGUGCCCCGGAGUGUGCGGCAUGAACGCCGAAUGUCGAGUUAAUAAUCAUGCUCCGUCUUGUGCAUGCUUCCCUGGAUAUGAGGGAAAUCCAUUUACCUCCUGUUAUCUGAGCCAAAUAGAAAAACCCGUAGAACCGUGUUCUCCGUCGCCAUGUGGUCCCAACAGUGUUUGUCGUGUCAGUCAUGGACAUGCUAUUUGUGCGUGUCAAGAAGAUUAUUUCGGAUCUCCCCCUUCUUGUCGUCCCGAAUGUAUGGUCAGUAGUGAUUGUAUGCCAAACAAAGCAUGUAUUAACAAAAAAUGUGUUGAUCCUUGUGUCAGCGCUUGUGGAAUAGAUGCGAGAUGCAACGUGGUCAACCACAAUGCUUUGUGUAGCUGCCCCCAAAACUAUAUCGGAGACCCGUUUAUAAAGUGCAUAUUUGAACAACGCCCGGAGCCAAAGCCUUCUCAAAAUCCGUGUAUCCCAUCUCCGUGUGGACCACAUUCACAGUGUCGUGUAGUUGGCGAAACUCCCGCUUGUUCAUGUAAACCUGGCUAUGUAGGACGAGCUCCGAAUUGUCGCCCAGAAUGUAUUUACGACGAAGAAUGUCCAAGUAACCUUGCUUGUAUACGAGAAGCAUGUACGAGCCCUUGCGAUGGCUCUUGCGGUGCCCACGCAGAUUGUACUGUGAUCGCCCAUAAAGCUGUUUGUCAUUGUCAGGAAAGCUACACAGGGGAUCCUUUUAGUGGUUGCUAUUUUAUAGUAACUGUUGCUAAUGAAUACGAAAGUCCAUGUGACCCAUCGCCAUGUGGCCCCAAUUCAAUUUGUACUGAGAAGAAUUCAGCUGGAGCUUGUACCUGUGUACCUGGCUACUUCGGAGAUCCGUAUAUGGGGUGCCGUCCAGAAUGCGUUACAAACAAUGAUUGUCACUUAGACCAAGCGUGCACAAAUAAUAAAUGCACGAACCCUUGCGAAGGCGCUUGCGGCAUGAAUGCAAUUUGUAAUGUAGCCCAUCAUACACCUGUUUGCCUAUGUACUGAUGGUUACACAGUUCCUUCGGAGAUUAAUCCAUGUUCUCCUUCGCCUUGCGGUCCAUAUAGUAACUGUAAAGUGAUAGAUGGACAUGGCGUAUGCUCUUGUCAAGGAGGUUAUAUUGGCUCACCUCCCAUGUGUAGGCCGGAAUGUGUUAUAAGUACAGAUUGUCCACAACACCAGGCUUGUAUUAAACAAAAGUGCAAAAAUCCAUGUGAAGGGACAUGUGGUAUUAAUGCAAAAUGCCAAGUGAUAAAUCAUAAUCCUAUCUGCACUUGCAAGCCAGGAUUUACUGGUGACCCGUUUGUAACUUGCCAACUCGAACCAAAGCUUAUUCUUCCGGUACCUAAGGGAAAUCCAUGUAUACCAUCGCCGUGCGGUCCUUAUUCACAAUGUAAAGUAGUAGGAGAAGCGCCUGCAUGUUCAUGCUUACCGAAUUACAUCGGUGUUGCACCAAAUUGUAGACCUGAAUGUUCUAUCAAUGCUGAAUGUCCUGGUAACUUUGCAUGUCAAAACGAUAAAUGUGUAGAUCCAUGUCCGGGAUCUUGUGGCUUCAACACUGAUUGCAUUGUUGCGAAUCAUGUUGCAUUAUGCCAUUGUACACCGGGAUAUACUGGUGAUCCAUUCAGUGGAUGUUCAAUCAUUGAACAUGCUCCAGAACCGCCGCCGAACCCGUGCAAUCCGUCACCAUGUGGCGCAAAUGCUAUAUGUAAAGAACGAAACGGAAUCGGUUCUUGUUCCUGUCUUCCGGAAUACUUUGGCGACCCCUACACAGGCUGCCGUCCAGAGUGCGUAUCCAACUCGGAUUGUGACAGAAAUAAGGCUUGUUCAAACAAUAGAUGUCGGGAUCCAUGUCCGGGUGCUUGCGGUAUAAAUGCAGAAUGUAGAACUGUCAAUCACGCUCCUACAUGCACUUGCCUUACGGGAUAUACAGGAAACCCACUAACGAGAUGUGAAAUACAGAUAAUACCUGAUAAAGAUGAGCCGCAAUCAAAUCCGUGUCAGCCAUCUCCAUGUGGCCCUAAUAGCUUAUGUCGUGCAGUUAACGGUCACAGUGUGUGUACAUGUGAACUGGGAUAUAUUGGUACGCCACCUACCUGCCGCCCUGAAUGCAUCGUUAGUUCUGAAUGUCCUCAAGAUAAAGCAUGCGUCAAUAAGAAAUGUAUAGAUCCGUGUCCAAACACAUGUGGAUUAAAUGCUCGCUGCCAAGUAGUUACACAUAAUCCAAUAUGCAGUUGCACUCCUGGAUAUACUGGUGAUCCGUUUACUAAAUGCACUUUUGAAGAAAGAACGAUACCAACGAAUCCUUGUGAUCCGUCACCGUGUGGACCAAAUUCUGAAUGUCGAUUGAUUGGAGAUCAAGCCGCGUGUUCCUGUUUGCCCAAUUACAUCGGAAGAGUACCGAACUGUCGACCAGAAUGCUCUAUCGAUGCCGAGUGUCCUAGCAAUGCAGCUUGUAUCAACGAACGCUGUACUGAUCCAUGCCAGAACUCAUGUGGCUUGAACGCUUUAUGUUUGACAGUCAACCAUAAACCUGUUUGUAAUUGCCAGCAAGGGUUCACUGGAGAUGCAUCCAGGAACUGUGUGCAAAUCGUUAUUUCGUCAACGGAAAUGACACCAACAUCAAGCCCCUGUACACCGUCACCAUGUGGCCCGAAUGCUGAAUGUCGCGAAUACAAUGGGGCUGGAGCGUGCUUCUGUUCGGAAGGUUACGAGGGUGAUCCAUACGGUAACCAAGGCUGUAGAAGAGAAUGUGAAAACAAUGAUGAUUGUCCAGCAAACUUAGCUUGUACUAGAUACAAAUGUAUUGACCCUUGUCCAAGGACUUGCGGGCAAUUAGCUCAAUGCAUAGUUGAAAAGCAUAUACCAGUGUGUACUUGUCCGCGCGGCUAUACAGGAGAUCCAUUCUUCCAAUGCAAACAAAUUGUUUUGGAUCAUAUUCCACCAUCGAAUCCCUGUGAACCUACACCUUGCGGACCAAACAGCCAAUGUAGACAAGUAAACAUGCAAGCUGUGUGUUCAUGUUUACCAAACUAUGUAGGAUCACCACCUGCUUGUAGACCGGAAUGCGUUGUAAACAGUGAAUGUGUUUUAUCAAAGGCUUGUAUCAAUCAGAAAUGUGAUGAUCCUUGUCCAAACACCUGUGGACUGAGAGCCCACUGCCAAGUUAAAAAUCACAACCCUAUUUGUACAUGUCCUGCCGGCAUGACUGGCGAUCCAUUCACACAAUGCUAUCAAAUUCCACCAACUACUACAGAACGUCCACCAUCAUGUACACCUUCACCGUGCGGUCCCCAUUCACGUUGUCAAUUAUUGUCAAGUGGCCCAGCAUGUUCAUGUUUACCUGGCUAUGUGGGAUCACCACCAUCUUGUCGCCCAGAGUGCACAAUAAAUUCUGAAUGUCCAGCUUCAUUGGCUUGCGUCCGACAGAAAUGUGAAGAUCCGUGUCCAGGAUCAUGCGGAGUAGAGGCGAAUUGUCAUGUUUUAAAUCACGUAGCCGUUUGUGUUUGCAAUGAUGGAUUUACUGGUGAUCCAUUUUCAAAGUGUUCACCGAUCAGCGAAGCCCCAACGACGCCAAUACCACAAGAUCCGUGUAACCCAUCGCCCUGUGGACCUAAUGCUAAAUGUGAUAAUGGCUUCUGUACAUGUUUACCAGAAUAUCAAGGAAAUCCUUAUGAAUCAUGUCGCCCAGAAUGCACGGGAAGUCAAGAGUGUCCAAGGGAUAAAGCUUGUUUCCGGAAUAAAUGUCAAGAUCCUUGUCCCGGAGUCUGUGGUCAAAAUGCUAAAUGUGACGUAAUAAAUCAUAUCCCAAGCUGUUCAUGUAUUACCGAUUAUACAGGGAAUCCGUUUACUCACUGUCAACCAAUGGAAAGAGAGAAAUCGCCGCCAAGAGAUCCUUGCCACCCCUCACCAUGCGGACCAAAUAGUAUUUGUAAAACGGUAGACAACACAGCCGUUUGUGCCUGUAUUGAAGGAUACCAAGGCUCGCCACCAGGAUGUAGACCAGAGUGUGUCGUAAGCUCAGAAUGUCCCUCAACAAAGGCUUGCGUUAGUCAAAAGUGUGUUAACCCGUGCAUAAACGCGUGUGGUCUUCUAGCAAGAUGUGAAGUUAUAAAUCAUAGCCCUAUCUGCAGUUGUAAUCCAGGCCAGACUGGAGAUCCAUUUAAGAGCUGCUUUGAUAUUGUUAUGACACCCAACGAAUCUGUGGAUUCAUGCAAUCCUUCACCGUGCGGUCCCAACUCAGUGUGUGUUGAGCGUAAUGGUAAAGCUAAUUGCAGAUGCGCUGACGAUUACAUUGGACAGCCACCAAAUUGUAGACCAGAGUGUGUAAUUAACCCUGAUUGUCCAUCUAAUCAGGCGUGUAUUAGAAACAAGUGCAUAGAUCCAUGUCCAGGUUCAUGUGGCAUUAAUGCGGAUUGUAUUAUUGUCAGUCAUACGGUGUCUUGUGCGUGUCGAGAAAAAUAUACUGGGAACCCAUUUUUACAAUGUGUUCCUCAAGAAGAACAAGUUAUUAAGCCUUGCGAUCCGUCGCCUUGUGGAAUGAAUGCUGUAUGCACUCAACGUGAUGGUGCUGGAGCUUGUUCUUGUUUGGAUGGAUACCAAGGAAAUCCAUAUGAAGGUUGUCGACCAGAAUGUGUAUUGAGUUCCGACUGUUCAGCUGAUAAAUCUUGCAUUCGCAAUAAGUGCACUGAUCCGUGUCCUGGAAUUUGCGGUAACUACGCUGAAUGUACCGUCGUUAAUCAUGUACCUACUUGUGCUUGCGUUAAAGGAUAUUCAGGCAACCCAUUCAUACAAUGUACUAGAGAAGAACCACCUGUAGAAAUUAGACCCUGUCAACCAUCACCUUGUGGUCCAAAUAGCGUGUGUCGGGAAAAUGGUGGUUUAGCGUCCUGUGAAUGUUUACCGGACUACAGGGGUGCACCACCAGACUGUCGCCCAGAAUGUACUGUAAGCAGCGAGUGUCCUCCAGAUCGUGCUUGUCAUAGGCUAAAAUGUGCUGAUCCAUGUAGAGGAACUUGUGGCAUUGGGGCUCAUUGUCAAGUAGUAAAUCAUAGCCCGCUCUGUAGCUGCCCGGCUGGUACCACAGGAGAUCCGUUCAGUAGAUGUCAAGAAGUCCAAUUUACUGAAGUAGAACAACCAUUAGAGCCAUGUUCUCCGAAUCCUUGCGGACCAUAUAGUGAAUGCAGACCAAUAAACGGUUAUCCUUCGUGUUCGUGUAAUGCUAACUAUAUAGGUACACCACCGAACUGCCAUCCUGAAUGUCUUGUUAAUACCGAUUGCCCUUCACACCAAGCGUGCAUAGCUGAAAAGUGUACAAACCCAUGCGAAGGUUCCUGUGGAUUUAGAGCGGACUGUCGUGUACAUGAUCAUAUUCCAAUAUGUAGCUGUCCCACAGGAUAUUCAGGAGAUCCAUUUAUACAAUGCGCGGAAGUAAUUGUAACAACACCGUCAACUACAGACCUAUGUAACCCAUCUCCGUGUGGAUCCAAUUCCAUUUGUGAGAACGGUGUUUGUUCGUGUUCGAAGGGAUACUUUGGAAAUCCAUACAUCGGAUGUCGAUUAGAAUGUUCAACGAACGGCGAGUGCUCGCCAACUCGCGCCUGUCAAGGUGGAAAGUGUUUAGAUCCUUGUCCUGGAGCAUGUGGAACUGGCGCUGUGUGUUCUGUAAACAACCACAUACCAUCGUGUACAUGUUCCGUAGGCACAUCGGGAGAUCCAUUUUCUUAUUGUACCGAGAUAGUGAGAGAAGAAGUGCCUCGUUCACCAUGCACUCCAUCACCAUGUGGUCCAUACAGCGAGUGUUCUGUAAGUGGCAAUGGUGCAGCAGCUUGCUCUUGCCGCGCCGGACAUAUAGGCUCCCCUCCAUCUUGCCGCCCAGAGUGUCUAGUUAGCUCUGAAUGUAAAUUACAAGAAGCGUGCAUAGAUCACCGCUGUCGGGACCCCUGUGAAGGAGCAUGUGGCCGUGGAGCCCGCUGCCAAGUUAUCGCACAUUCUCCAAUAUGCACAUGCAAUGACGGAUUUUCUGGUGACCCAUUCACUUAUUGCUCACCGAUACCUGCUACACCGCCAGUUGCGGUCAAUCCUUGUGAGCCUACGCCAUGUGGGCCAAAUUCGAUAUGUGUUAAAACAGGCGAUAUACCAGCAUGUAGCUGCCAACCUGGCUAUAUUGGGUCACCACCGAACUGUCGGCCGGAAUGUACUAUAAGUGCUGAAUGUCCGGCGGCGCUCGCCUGCGUCGCUCAGCGUUGUAAAGACCCUUGUCUACAAGCGUGCGGUGCGAACGCCGUAUGCUCAGUUGUGGAUCAUCGCGCCACAUGCGCUUGCGAACAAGGUUUUCAAGGGGAUCCGUUCCAGGGUUGCAUACCACCAAAAGCUCCUACCGCUGUUGAAUAUUUAAACCCAUGUGAGCCUUCCCCUUGUGGUGUAAAUGCGGAUUGUAAUGUACAAGGAAAGGCGGGAUCUUGCACAUGUCGCCCUGAUCAUUUCGGUGACCCCUAUCAAGGUUGCCGGCCAGAAUGUAUAGCGGACUCUGAUUGCUCCUUGAUGUCGGCUUGUGUUAAAAACAAAUGUGUAGAUCCAUGUCCGGGUGUUUGUGGACUUAACGCUGAUUGUUUUGUUACCAAUCAUAAACCCACAUGUAACUGCCGAGUUGGUUUCACUGGGAAUGCGUUAGUGAUGUGUUCUCUUAUUCAAGGUGAUAUUUCCAUAAACGUCUGUAAUCCCUCUCCGUGUGGCUUAAAUGCUAAUUGCAAAGUAAUAAACGACCAGCCGGUUUGUUCAUGUCUCAGUAAUUAUAUUGGAGCACCACCUAACUGUAAGCCUGAAUGUAUUACCAAUUCAGACUGCAAAACCAAUCGGGCAUGCGUGAAUAACAGAUGUGCAAAUCCAUGCCCUAAACCUUGCGGUAGUAACUCAGAUUGUAAAGUUAUAAAUCAUAGUCCAGUGUGCUCCUGUCGCCAGGGAUACACGGGAGACCCAUUCGUCGCAUGUAACCGAAGACUACAAAUCGCAUUCUCAAUGAACGAAAACGUGGAUCCUUGUCUCUCAUCACCGUGUGGAUUAUAUGCGGAGUGUCGAAAUAUAAACGGUUUACCAUCAUGUUCAUGUUUACCUAACUACGUGGGUUCGCCACCGUUCUGUAAGCCCGAAUGUGUAGUGAACUCUGACUGUGCCAGUGAUAAGGCUUGCAUCUCCGAAAAAUGUCGAAAUCCUUGCGAAAGUGCAUGCGGUUUAUAUGCAGAGUGUUUUGUUAAUAGACACGUAGCUGUAUGCUUGUGCCCGCAAGGUUUUACAGGAGAUCCAUUUAAUGAAUGCAAACCUCAUACAAUCAAAGAUACACCAGUCACCCUAAGAAAUCCAUGCAAUCCCAGCCCAUGUGGGGCAAAUACUAGAUGCGAUAAUGGAAUUUGCACAUGCAUAACUGAUUACCACGGUGACCCAUUUGUGGGCUGCAGACCGGAAUGCUCGCAUAAUAUAGACUGCCCUCGGGAUAAAGGUUGUCAGCGUAAUAAAUGUGUCAAUCCGUGCAUAGGCACAUGCGGGCUAAAUGCUAUUUGUGAAGUUCAAAAUCAUAUACCGAUGUGCUCUUGUCCUCAUGGAAUGGCUGGAAAUGCUUUUGCAGAAUGCCGGCCUAUCAGUGUUACCAAGGAGAGCCCUUGCAGUCCUUCACCUUGUGGUCCGAAUAGUCAAUGUCAACAGUCUCAUGGUCAAGCAGUAUGUUCUUGUCUCGUGGGGUAUCGAGGAAGUCCUCCUAACUGCAGACCAGAAUGCGUGGUCAGUUUGGAGUGUCCUCUUAACGCCGCAUGUCAAAAUCAAAAGUGUAUAAAUCCAUGUGAGGGAGCGUGUGGUAUUGCUGCCAUAUGUGAAGUUAUCAACCAUAACCCAAUCUGUACAUGCCCUGCUUCAUUUACUGGUGAUCCGUUCAGAAAAUGUGAAGUCGUUGUGCAUGAACCAAUCCAAAUCAAUCCAUGUGAGCCCUCGCCUUGUGGACCAUAUUCAACAUGCAGAACCAAAGAUGGUGGCCCUAUUUGUGCUUGCCUUGACACAUACAUGGGAACUCCACCUCACUGUAGACCCGAAUGUAUAAGUAACAGUGAAUGCGAUCACAAUUUUGCGUGUAUUAAUCAGAAAUGUUCGGAUCCGUGUGAAGGAACAUGCGGUAUAAAUUCAGACUGCCGUGUAGUAAGCCAUUCUCCAGUAUGUUUAUGUCAAACUGGUUAUACAGGAGAUCCGUUUUCGCACUGUAGUAUAGAAGUUGUAUCUAUACCUAAUGAGAUCCUACACCCAUGUAAUCCCAAUCCAUGCGGUUCUAACGCGGUAUGUAGAGAACAAAACGGCAUAGGUGCUUGUCAAUGUGCCGAAGGAUAUAAUGGAAAUCCAUAUGAAGGAUGUAGGCCCGAAUGCGUCGUAGACACAGAUUGCCCGCUUAAUAAGGCUUGUUCUGGGAUGAAAUGCUUAGACCCAUGUCCAGGAAGUUGUGGUUCAAACGCUUACUGUAUUGUUAAUAAUCAUGUGCCAAAUUGUCUCUGCCAUACGGGCUACACUGGUAAUCCCUUCAGUUAUUGCAAUAUACUUCAAGAACCUCAAGUGUUGGAAAACGAGCCAUGCAAUCCAAACCCAUGUGGUGCAAACAGUCAAUGCAAAGUAGUAAAUGGACAAGGAGUAUGCUCUUGUUUACCGUUAUUUAGUGGCUCACCACCCUAUUGUCGUCCUGAAUGCGUCUUGAGCUCUGAAUGUCCACCUCACUUGGCAUGCAUUAACCAAAAAUGUUCAGAUCCUUGCAUAGGCAGCUGUGGUGAACGAGCUAGAUGUAAUGUCAUAAAUCAUAGCCCUAUCUGCGUUUGCAAUCAAGGUUUAACGGGAAAUCCAUUUACCAGAUGCUAUCCAAUGACAAUUUUACCUCCGCCGGAUAAGCAACAACUCUCCGAUCCAUGUUUAUCUUCACCUUGUGGUCUUUAUGCUACAUGUCGGAAUGUUGGAGGCGUUCCAUCUUGUGCUUGUGAACUAAACUACAUAGGAUCACCUCCUAACUGCCGCCCGGAAUGUAUAAUGAAUUCAGAAUGCCCUAGUGAUCAGGCUUGUAUUAAUGAAAAAUGUCAAAGUCCGUGCCUGGGUGCUUGUGGACUUAACGCACAAUGUACAGUAUUUAAUCACAUCGCGCAGUGCAGUUGUUUAGAUCAAUUUACCGGGGAUCCAUUCUUUGAGUGUCGUUUGCAGCCUCAAAAAGAUGAAAUAACGGAAUUAGACUUGUGCAACCCGUCUCCUUGUGGUCCAAACGCCGAAUGCAAUGAAGGCAAAUGCACUUGUAUCCUAGAUUAUCAAGGUGACCCAUAUUUCGGUUGUAGGCCAGAAUGUCUCAUGAGUAGCGAUUGUCCACACGACAAAGCGUGCUUCAAGAGUAAAUGUGUUGAUCCUUGUCAGAAUACCUGCGGUCGCCAAGCAAUCUGCAAUGUUGUAAACCAUAUUCCCAUGUGUACUUGUUUACCUAAUCAUACUGGAAAUGCCUUCGUUGAUUGUAGACCAGUUGCAAUUAUUGAAAACAUAAAACCCUGUCAACCAUCUCCGUGCGGGCCGAACAGUCAAUGCAGAGAAAUCAAUGGCCAGGCGAUUUGUACAUGUUUACCGGGCUACAGAGACGCGCCUCCAACUUGUCGACCUGAAUGUGUGACUAGUUCUGAAUGUGCAUUGAACAAGGCGUGUUCGGGCCAAAAAUGUAUCGACCCCUGUAAUGGAAAUUGCGGUGUGGGGGCAUUGUGUCAAGUUAUAAACCAUAAUCCUAUUUGUUCAUGCCCAACUGGAUUUACUGGUGAUCCAUUUACCAAAUGUUUAUUAAAAGAAAACGAUGAACCUUCUUACGUCAAUCCGUGUCUGCCAUCACCAUGUGGACCAAAUUCCAUUUGUCAAGAGAUUAGCGGGUCUCCGUCUUGCGCGUGUCAAGAUAAUUACCUAGGAAGUCCACCGAACUGUAGACCAGAAUGUAUAGCCAAUUCUCAAUGUCCCAAUGAAAUGGCAUGCAUAAACGAAAAAUGUAAAGAUCCCUGUCCAGGGUCUUGUGGAACAGGAGCAGAGUGUAAAGUCGUAAGUCACGCACCACAGUGCUACUGUCCACCAAGUUUUACUGGUGAUCCAUUUAUAAAUUGUGUGAAGAUAGAUGUACCACUCACGCCUUGUUCGCCGUCCCCAUGUGGCCCUAACGCCAUUUGCAAAGAAUUUAAUGGCGCUGGGUCAUGCGUAUGCGUUCCUGAGUAUAAUGGAAACCCUUACGAAGGCUGUCGGCCAGAAUGUGUCGUUAAUUCGGACUGCUCUUCUAACUUGGCAUGUAUUCAAAAUAAAUGCAGAAAUCCCUGCAACAAUGUGUGUGGACGGAAUGCUGUUUGUAAUGUAGUUAAUCAUAUACCGAAAUGUGAAUGUCUAUCUGGUUUUGUUGGAAGUCCAUAUCAAGAGUGCACCGUAAAACUGAAAGAAGAAAUAACGCCGCAGAAAAAUCCUUGUUUACCUUCCCCUUGUGGUCCGAAUAGUAUUUGUAAAGAAUCUAAUAAUCAGGCUGUAUGUACCUGUAAAACAAAUUAUAUUGGCUCCCCGCCAUCAUGCAGACCAGAAUGUCUCGUUAGCUCAGAAUGUCAACAAAAUCAAGCGUGUAUAAACCAAAAAUGUAGGAAUCCAUGUGAAGGUGUCUGUGGGCUGGAAGCUGAAUGCAAAGUCAUAAACCACAGUCCCAUAUGUUCAUGUCCAACACAUUAUACCGGAGAUCCAUUUAAUCGAUGCUAUAGAGUUAUUGAAGCUACUGUAGCUGUUCAAACUGAUCCUUGCACACCGAACCCAUGUGGCUCAUUUUCACAAUGCCGCGAUAUUAACGGUGUACCAUCGUGUUCCUGCAUGCCACAAUACAUAGGUAGUCCACCUAAUUGUCGUCCAGAGUGUAUUAUUAAUACAGAUUGCCACAGUGACAAAGCUUGUAUCAAUGAAAAAUGCGUCGACCCUUGUCCUGGUUCCUGUGGAUUAAAUGCAGAAUGUAGAGUACAAAACCAUUUAUCUAUCUGUACGUGUAUCGACGGAUACAUUGGUGAUCCUUUCCAAAGUUGUGCGCUAAGACCACAAAAAGAUGUCACUUUGCGGGAUCCCUGCCAUCCUUCACCGUGUGGCGUAAACGCUGAAUGCAAUAACGGCAUUUGCACUUGUCUGCCCGAUCAUAACGGCGAUCCUUACUUUGAAUGUCGCCCUGAAUGUACCACCAGUUCUGAUUGCCCAAUGGACAAGGCAUGUGUUAGAAAUCGUUGCAUCAAUCCCUGCAAUAAUACAUGUGGCUUGAAUGCCGACUGUGGCGUUGUGAGUCAUAUGGCUAUUUGUACAUGUCCCCACAAAACGACUGGAAACGCAUUUUUAAGAUGCACCCCGAUUAGAGAAACCGUGAUUACAAAUCCGUGCGAACCAAGUCCAUGCGGACCUUACAGCCGCUGUACAGUGCAUAAUCAACAAGCGGUAUGCUCUUGUUUGUCCAACUAUAAAGGUGCACCGCCUAUGUGUCGACCAGAAUGCGUUAGCAGUUCUGAUUGUGCCCUUAACAGAGCUUGUAGUAAUCAAAAGUGCGUGAACCCUUGCGAAGGCGCGUGUGGUGUUGGAGCUAACUGCCAAGUGAUCAAACAUAAUCCUAUUUGUACAUGCCCAUCUGGGUAUACCGGGGAUCCUUUUUCGAGAUGUAUUAAUAUACCUAUAUCAGAACCAGCAGUCUAUAGCAAUCCUUGUCAGCCGUCCCCGUGUGGUCCCAACGCAAUAUGCCAAGAAUCUGCAACUGCUACUGCCACUUGCCAAUGCAUUCCUGGGUUCCUUGGAGCUCCACCAAACUGCCGACCGGAAUGUAUUUCGAAUAGUGAAUGUGCACCUUUGUUGGCCUGUAUUAAUAGAAAAUGUCAAGAUCCAUGUAAGCAAGCAUGUGGAACGAAUGCUGAUUGCCGCGUUGUAAGUCAUUCGGCUAUUUGUAUCUGUCUCGAAGGAUAUACAGGCGACGCAGCGGUGACAUGCACGAUCAACGCACUCACUCCAUUCGAGAAUAUAAACCCAUGUUCACCAUCACCGUGUGGAUCUAACGCAGAAUGUAUUGAGCGAGGCGGCAUAGGAGCAUGUAUUUGCUUAAACGGAUACUUUGGGGACCCGUAUGAAGCUUGUCGUCCCGAAUGUGUAGUAAAUUCUGACUGCCCAAGUAACAAAGCUUGUAAUAGAAACAAAUGUAUGGACCCAUGCCCCGGUACUUGCGCUGUAAAUGCGGAGUGUGAGGUUGUUAAUCACUUACCAAUGUGUACAUGCCCUGCGCAAUAUACUGGCGACCCGUUUAGGCACUGCGUGUUUAAUCAACGAGAUGAACUGCCAACAAAUCCGUGUGAACCCUCUCCUUGUGGACCGAAUAGCCAGUGUAAAGUUUCAAAUGGUCAAAGUGUCUGUUCUUGCUUACCUGAAUAUCAGGGAUCGCCACCAAAUUGCAGACCAGAGUGUGUAAUAAACGCAGAAUGUCCAGUAGACAAGACUUGCAAAAAUCGAAAAUGCGUUGCAUCGUGUCCUGGUCCUUGCGGACAAAACACCGACUGUAGAGCUAUAAAUCACAGCCCAAUAUGUACAUGUUCACCUUCAUAUACAGGCGAUCCAUUUUCUAGAUGUUACAAAAUUAUCGCAUCGCUAGAUGUUCAGCAAGUGAGAGAUCCGUGCUUGCCGUCACCUUGUGGACCAAAUUCUGUCUGCAAGACAAUUAAUAACUUACCGAGUUGUUCGUGUCUGCCAAGUUAUGAAGGAAGCCCACCUAAUUGUAGACCUGAAUGUACUAUAAACGAAGACUGUAACAGUAAUCUAGCUUGCAUUAAUCAAAAGUGCCGCGAUCCAUGUCCCGGUUCUUGCGGAAUUAAUGCCAAUUGCUUUGUUCAAAAUCAUGUGUCAAUUUGUAACUGUAGAGAAGGUUAUACUGGAAAUGCUUUUACUCAAUGUGUCCUUGCACCGCAAAAAGAUGUAACAAAAAUUGACUUAUGUAAUCCAUCGCCUUGUGGAACAAACGCCCAGUGCACGAACGGUAAAUGUAGCUGCCUGCAGGAUUUCCAAGGGGAUCCAUAUAGUGGUUGCCGUCCAGAAUGUACUCUUAGUACUGACUGUGAGCGCACUAAAGCCUGUAUAAGAAAUAAAUGUAAAGAUCCAUGUCCAGGCACUUGCGCUUCCAAUGCUCGAUGCGAAGUUGUCAAUCAUAUUCCGAUGUGCAGUUGUCCUGAUCGGAUGACCGGGAAUGCAUUCAUUGAAUGCACGUUAAUGUCUGAACCAAACAUUAUAAAUCCGUGCCAGCCUACUCCGUGUGGACCUAACAGUCAAUGCAAAGUUGUAAAUGGACAAGCUGUAUGUUCCUGUGCGCCAAACUCGGUAGGCAGCCCACCAGUAUGUCGACCCGAAUGUACAAUAUCGUCGGAGUGUCCGUUAGAUCAAGCGUGCACCAAUCAGCGAUGCACUAAUCCUUGCGAUGGCGCCUGUGGGGUUAAUGCUGAAUGUAGAGUUGUAAACCAUAAUCCGAUUUGUACUUGUCCCUCAUCGUUUUCUGGGGAUCCAUUUGCUCGAUGCUAUAAACUAUCUAACAAACCAAUGAAACCUAUUGACGUUUGCUCUCCAUCGCCUUGUGGGCCGAACUCCAUAUGUAAAAUCAUCAAUGAUGUUCCAUCUUGUACAUGUCUCGAGAAUUAUCGGGGACAGCCACCAUAUUGCCGACCUGAAUGUACCAGUAACGAAGACUGUUCACCACAGAUGUCAUGCUUUAAUAUGAAAUGCAUAAAUCCCUGCGAAGGGGCAUGUGGCACUAAUGCCGAGUGUCGAGUUGUUAGUCAUUCGCCAAACUGCAUUUGUUCCCAUGGAUAUAUUGGGGACCCAUUCUUCGAAUGUUCUUUGGAGCCAUUACGGGAAGAAAUAGUAACGAAACCAUGCUCGCCUUCUCCCUGCGGUUUUAAUGCCUUAUGCAAAGAAAGAAACAAUGCCGGCUCUUGCAGUUGUGUUGAAGGUUACCUUGGAAAUCCCUAUGAAGGUUGUCGGCCAGAAUGUGUAGUAAACACCGAUUGCCCAAGCAAUAAAGCUUGUUCCAAUAAUAAAUGUUUUGAUCCAUGUCCUGGUAGUUGUGGUUCCAAUGCGGUGUGUGUAGUCGUCAAUCAUGCACCACUUUGCACAUGCAUCAGCGGCUAUACUGGAGAUCCGUUCAGAAAUUGUGUUUAUCAAGAUCCGACACCGAUACAGCCCACUGAUGUUUGUUAUCCUUCACCCUGUGGGCCUAAUAGCCAAUGUAAAGUUGCAAAUAAUCAAGCUAUUUGUUCGUGUCUCCAAGAAUAUAUCGGAACACCGCCAAAUUGCCGCCCAGAAUGUGUCACUAGUUCGGAAUGCGUACAAGAUAGAGCAUGUAUUAAAAACAAAUGUACUGAUCCCUGCCUUAAUUCUUGCGGUAUGAAUGCAAAUUGUAAAGUCGUAAAUCACAGCCCCAUAUGUUCUUGUAAACAAUUUUAUACAGGAGAUCCCUUCACAAUUUGUACUCUUAUUCCUGUUGCAUCUCCUCAAGAAACGAGCGACCCAUGUAUACCGUCACCGUGUGGGCCUAACGCCUUAUGUCAAAGCCUCGGAACAUCUCCUAGGUGUACUUGCUUAGCAGAAUUUAUUGGAAGUCCGCCGAACUGUAGACCAGAAUGUACUAUACAUGCUGACUGCCCCAGUGACCUCGCUUGCAUCAAUUCCAAAUGCCGAGAUCCUUGUCCCGGUUCCUGUGUUGAAGCCACGGUCUCUGAUUCCUGUACCAAAGUGCAAUGUGGGGCAAAUGCCGAAUGCAUCAACGGCCACUGUCAAUGUUUGCCAGACUACAAUGGAGAUCCUUACUUUAAUUGCCGACCGGAAUGCGUUUUUAGUACUGAUUGUGACUGGAAUAGAGCGUGUGUACAAAAGAAGUGCAUUGAUCCGUGCGUAGAUGCCUGCGGUCAUAAUGCAGUUUGUCAAGUAAUCAACCACAUUCCUAUGUGUAGCUGCAGUGCUGGACAUACCGGCAACGCUUUUAUUGCAUGUUCUCCAAUAAAGGCGCAACCUCUAGAAAAUCCGUGUAAUACAGCCGUAUGUGGACCUAAUAGUCAAUGCAGAGUUAUAAACAAUCAAGCUGUGUGUUCUUGUUUACCAACAUACUUAGGUGUACCUCCCGCUUGUAGACCAGAGUGUGCUGGUAGUUCAGAGUGUCCUUUAAAUCAAGCUUGCAUGAAUCAGAAGUGUAUCAAUCCAUGUGUGGGUGCAUGUGGGGUUAAAGCUACAUGCGAAGUUAUCAACCAUAAUCCCAUAUGUGUCUGUCCCGAGAAGUACUCUGGUGAUCCAUUCGUUGCUUGUAGUUUAGUUCUGAAUACCGCUCCAUUUAUCGUGAACCCUUGCCAACCAUCCCCUUGUGGUCCGAACUCAGUUUGCCAAGAAAUUAACGAAAAUCCUUCUUGUACGUGUUUGCCUGGUUUUAAGGGUCAAGCGCCUUACUGCAGACCAGAAUGUAUCAGCAAUAGUGAAUGCUCACCUCAUUUAGCUUGUAAAAACCAAAAAUGUCAAGAUCCAUGCACACAAGUUUGUGGAGAAAACGCUCAAUGCCAUGUAGUGAGUCACGCUGCAAUGUGUGUGUGUCCAGAAGGAUUUGCGGGAGAUCCAUUCACCAGGUGUACAAUGCGUACUUCGAUAGAAAUAUUAAACCCAUGUUAUCCAUCACCGUGUGGUCCAAACGCCGUUUGUAGAGAACAAAACAAUGCGGGAGCCUGUAUAUGUAAUGAGGGUUUCUUUGGAAACCCAUAUGAAGGUUGUAGACCAGAAUGUGUCAGUGACUCUGAUUGCCCCGGAAAUAAAGCCUGUUUCAAUAGCAAGUGUCAAGAUCCUUGUCCGGGAUCUUGCGGAGUGAAUGCAGAAUGUACCACCGUGAAUCACUUACCUUCGUGUAAUUGUAUAACUGGUUACACUGGUGAUGCUACUCGACGAUGCAAUAUAAUCCCACUCAACUCACCGCAGCCUACUAACGUUUGCCAACCAAAUCCGUGUGGUCCAUACAGCCAGUGUAAAAAUAUCAAUGAUCAACCAGUAUGCAGUUGUUUGCCUAACUUUGUCGGAGAACCACCGAAAUGUAGAGCAGAAUGUUUACUCAAUUCUGAGUGUCCAUCAGAUAAAGCAUGUGUUAAUCAAAAAUGCGUCAACCCCUGCCUUGAGACUUGUGGGUCAAAGACUGAGUGUCGCGUCAUUCACCACAAUCCCAUAUGUAGCUGUCUACAAGGUUUCACUGGAGAUCCAUUUACAAGAUGUUACAAGAAACCAGUUAUCCAACCGCAACUUGUCGAGAAUCAAGAUCCAUGUUUGCCAAGCCCGUGUGGUGCAUACGCUAUUUGUCAAGUAAUUAAUGGACAGGCAUCCUGCUCGUGUACCCCAGGAUACUUAGGAAGUCCACCCAAUUGCAGGCCAGAAUGUGUUAGUAAUGAGGAUUGUGUUAGCUCUCUGGCCUGUAUAAAUGAAAAAUGUAAAGACCCUUGCCCUGGGGCAUGCGGACAGAACGCUCAAUGUACUGUCAACAGACAUUUGUCGAUUUGUUCAUGUUUCGACGGUUAUGUAGGGGAUCCCUUUACUGCAUGUCGUUUACGACCAUUAAGAGAACCUGUAGAAGCUGACUUGUGUAAUCCAUCACCUUGUGGAUCUAAUGCGCAUUGUGAAAACGGGGAAUGCUCAUGUCUACCUGAAUAUCACGGGGAUCCAUACGUUGGCUGUAGGCCAGAAUGCAUUACAAGUACUGAAUGUCAAAAGACUCAAAUAUGUUUAAAUAAGAAAUGUCAUAAUCCUUGUCCAGCUACAUGCGGAGUAAAUGCCGUAUGUGAAGUCAUCAAUCAUAUACCUAUGUGCAGCUGUCCAUCGGGACAUUCUGGAAACGCUUUCGUCUCAUGUAACCGUGUACAAGCCCUUACACCAUCUAAUCCAUGUAAUCCAAGUCCGUGUGGACCUAAUAGUCAGUGCCGAGAAGUAAAUAAUAUAGCAGUAUGUUCUUGCCUUCCUGGUUUCUCUGGAAAUCCUCCGACGUGUAGACCGGAGUGUACUACUAGCGCUGAGUGUCCACUUGAUAAAGCCUGCAACAACUAUAAAUGCGUAAAUCCGUGUGUUGGAUCAUGUGGGAUUAAUGCGUUGUGUGAAAUAGUAAAUCAUAAUCCAAUAUGUUCUUGUCCUGUUGAUCUCACAGGAGAUCCUUUCAACAGAUGUAUACCGCGUCCUCUUGAAACCCCACCUCAAGUGAAUCCAUGCCUGCCUUCACCAUGUGGACCGAACUCAAUUUGCCAAACAGUAAACGAGAGCCCAUCGUGCUCUUGCAUGCAAGAGUUCAUUGGAACUCCCCCUAGUUGUCGUCCAGAAUGCACAAGUAAUAGUGAAUGUUCAAACAAUAUGGCCUGUGUAAAUAGCAAAUGCAACGAUCCUUGUAUAGGCGCUUGUGGUUCCCUAGCAGAGUGUCGCGUAGUAAGCCAUACUCCAAAUUGCGUUUGUCCUCAAGGAUAUAGGGGUGACCCAUUUGUCUCAUGUGAAAUAAUCAGUUCCGCUGUUGAACAACUUUCACCGUGCACGCCGUCACCGUGCGGUAGUAAUGCCAUAUGCAAGCAACGCCAAAAUGUGGGAUCAUGCAUUUGCCUUCAGGGAUAUUUUGGAAAUCCAUACGAAGGUUGUCGCCCAGAAUGCGUUGUUAAUACUGAUUGUACCUCCGAUAAAGUGUGUCAACAAGGUAGAUGCCAAGAUCCAUGCCCCGGCACAUGUGGAAUAAAUGCACAAUGCCAUACAAUAAACCACGUUCCGCGUUGCACAUGUUUAUCCGGCUUUACAGGAGAUCCGUUCAGGAAUUGUGUUUAUAAGCAAGAAAUUGAGAUAGUAACAAACCCAUGUUCUCCUUCGCCUUGCGGACCUAAUAGUAAUUGUAAAGUAACUAAUAAUCAAGCUAUAUGUAGCUGUAUCCCAGAAUAUCGAGGUAUUCCACCGAAUUGUCGUCCGGAGUGUGUUGUAAGCGCAGAAUGUCCUUCACACGAGGCGUGCGUCGCUCAUAAAUGUGUUGAUCCAUGCAUUGGACAGUGUGGACAUAACGCUAAAUGUCGUACAAUCAAUCACAGCCCAAUAUGUACUUGUAAAGAUGAAUAUACAGGAGAUCCUUUCAGUCGAUGUUACCCUAUAACCGUUCCUAUUUUAGAUGAUUCACCUAAAAAUCCUUGUUCACCGUCUCCAUGCGGACCUUUCAGCCAAUGUUUAGAGAUAGGGUCGGUGCCUUCGUGCACAUGUCUCCCUCAAUAUCUAGGGGCUCCACCAAAUUGUCGCCCAGAAUGCGUCAUUAACUCAGACUGUUCCAGUAAUUUAGCUUGCAUCAAUCAGAAAUGUAGAGAUCCUUGUCCUGGUUCAUGUGGCAUAAACGCUCAGUGCAUUGUGAAAAACCACAUGCCUAUAUGUACUUGCCUUCAGAACUUUGUUGGCGAUGCCUUCAGUGAAUGUAAACUUCAAGUUGCAGAAGUACAACAAGAUAAUAUUGACCCCUGUAACCCAUCACCUUGCGGACCUAAUGCUGUGUGUGAUGAUGGAGAAUGCACUUGUCUACCUGAGUUCCAAGGUGAUCCAUACUUUGAGUGCCGUCCAGAAUGUGUACUAAGUUCGGAUUGUGACAAAAAUAGAGCAUGUUAUAAACAAAAAUGCGUCAACCCUUGCAAUGCUAACGUAUGUGCUGUAAACGCGAUAUGUGAAGUGGUGAAUCAUGUACCCAUGUGCAGAUGUCCAGAAAAUAUGAUUGGAAACGCAUUUGUUCAGUGCACAAUGAUGGAAGUUGUAAAUAAAAACCCUUGCAAUCCAUCUCCAUGUGGACCAAACAGCCAGUGCCGUGAGAUUAAUGGACAAGCUGUAUGUUCUUGCUUAGAAAGUUUUAUUGGUACACCACCUUCGUGCAGAUCUGAGUGUGUAGUAAGCACCGAUUGUUUGCCGGAUGAAGCGUGCUCCAAUAGAAAAUGUAUCAAACCUUGUCAAGGAGCAUGUGGGGUUGGAGCUAAAUGCCAAGUGAUAAAUCACAACCCUAUAUGUUCUUGCCCGUCGUCAUAUACGGGAAAUCCUUUUGUAAGAUGUAUUUUACAAGAAUUUGUACCCGAAAGACAAAAUCCUUGUGUACCUUCACCGUGUGGACCAAACGCCAUUUGCAAAGAAAUUGCAGAUUCACCGUCAUGCUCCUGUCAAUCCGGAUAUUAUGGAACUCCACCAUAUUGCAAACCUGAGUGCAUUAGUAAUUCUGAAUGUUCUACGCACCUUGCCUGCAUAAAUGAAAAAUGUACCGAUCCUUGCGUGGGCGCAUGUGGCUUAAAUGCUAACUGUCACGUCAUCAGCCAUUCCCCAUCUUGUUCUUGUUUACAAGAAUAUACCGGAGAUCCAUUUAUAGAAUGUCAUAGAAGAGAAAUACUACAAGAAACAUUAACACCAUGUCAACCCUCACCAUGUGGGGCAAACGCUGUUUGUAAAGAGUUUAGGGAUGCAGGCUCAUGUAUUUGCUUACCAGAUUAUUACGGCAACCCGUAUGAAGGUUGUCGACCGGAGUGCGUCAUCAACUCAGAUUGUCCUUCGAAUAAAGCAUGUCUACGAAAUAAAUGUCAGGAUCCAUGUGAUGGCUCAUGCGCACCGAACGCUGUUUGUCAAGCUGUUAAUCAUGCGCCAUCUUGUUCUUGCCCGCCGGGAUAUACAGGCGACCCAUUCAGAUAUUGUUCCUUACAAAGAGAUGAAAUAACCGUAAUAAACGUAUGCAGUCCUUCACCUUGUGGGCCAAAUAGUAGAUGCCAAGAUGUGAAUAAGCAAGCCGUAUGUUCAUGUUUGCCCGAUUUCAUCGGCACUCCACCUGGUUGUCACCCAGAAUGCGUUAUAAGUUCCGAAUGUCCGAAGAAUAAGGCUUGCGUAGAUAAAAAUUGCGUAAACCCUUGCUUGAAUGCAUGUGGACUAAAUACAGAUUGUAGAGUUAUCAAUCAUAGCCCCAUUUGUUACUGUAAGCAGUACUAUACUGGAGACCCAUUCACAAGAUGCAGUCCUUUGCCUCCACCGGUGGCCAACGCCGUUCUAGAACCGUAUACAAACCCGUGUGUACCAUCCCCCUGUGGACCUAAUUCAGUUUGUAAAGACAUUGGAAAUAUACCUUCCUGUUCUUGCAUGGAAAAUUACAUGGGAAGUCCACCAAAUUGUAGACCGGAAUGCAUGCUAAACUCUGAAUGUCCAACGUCGAAAGCUUGCAUACAACAAAAGUGCCGAGAUCCUUGUCUUGGUUCCUGUGGCAUUAACGCCAUUUGUACCGUUUCCCGGCAUACACCAAUUUGUUCUUGCCCUGAUGGCUAUGAUGGUGAUGCUUUUUCAGCUUGCAGUCCGAGAAUAAAACCCGUUUUAGAUGUUUCUGACAAAUGUAACCCGUCUCCGUGCGGAACAAAUGCAAUAUGCAGGGAUGGGAGCUGCACGUGUUCUGAAGAUUAUCACGGCGAUCCCUACAUUGGGUGCCGUCCUGAGUGUGUUCUGAGCACAGAUUGUUCACAAAAUAAAGCAUGUAUCAGGAAUAAGUGCGUGGACCCUUGUCCAAACACGUGCGCUGUUACUGCCGUGUGUGAAGUCAUUAAUCACGUGCCCAUGUGCAGCUGCCCGCACGGCAUGACUGGUAACGCUUUCUAUCAGUGCGAAAAAAUACAAGUUCCAGUUAUAACGAAUCCAUGCCUUCCAUCACCUUGUGGACCGAAUAGUCAAUGUCGAGAAGUAAAUGGGCAAGCGGUAUGCACCUGCGUUGUUGGAUACAUCGGCAGUCCACCGUUAUGUCGACCCGAGUGCGUUGUCAGUUCUGACUGUGCACUUAAUAUGGCCUGCAGUAAUUUGAGGUGUAUUAACCCAUGCAAGGGCUCUUGCGGUGUUGACGCCUUAUGCGAAGUAGUUAAACACAAUCCCAUUUGUUCGUGCCCAGCUAAAUACACAGGAGAUCCAUUCAUUCGCUGUAUUCCUUACCGGCCAGUUCUUUCCGACGCUACUCCAUGUUUGCCUUCACCGUGUGGCCCCAAUUCUAUCUGUAAAGUGGUCAACGAGGCACCUUCAUGUGCUUGCUUAUCAGAAUUCUUCGGUUCACCACCUUACUGUAAGCCUGAGUGUACAGCAAAUAGCGAAUGUUCAACUGACAAGACGUGUGUAAAUCAAAGAUGUCAAGAUCCAUGUAUAAACGCGUGUGGUGUCAAUGCACAAUGCAAAACGAUCAGUCAUUCGCCGAUGUGUUUCUGCCAAGAUGGUUAUACUGGGGAUCCAUUUACACAAUGCUUUUUGCAAAAUAAUGUGCAGCCAGAAAAAAUAUCGCCAUGCAUACCAUCUCCAUGUGGUGCUAACGCUAUAUGCAAGGAACACCUAACCGCAGGAUCAUGCUCCUGUUUAGCAGAUUAUAUCGGUAAUCCUUAUGAAGGUUGUCGUCCGGAAUGUACUGUAAACACCGACUGUACUCCAGACAAAACCUGCAUCCGUAACAAAUGUCAAGACCCGUGCCCUGGUACAUGUGCCCCAGUAGCGGUGUGUACAGUUGUAAACCAUCUUCCAUCAUGCAGUUGUCCAUUUGGAUACUCGGGUGAUCCAUAUCGACAGUGUAUUAUUCAAAAUGAGCAAAACAUCGAACCCAUUUCGCCAUGUUCUCCGAAUCCUUGUGGACCGAAUAGCGUUUGUCGUGCAGUCAAUGGUCAAAGCGCAUGCUCUUGUAUGCCUGAUUAUGUAGGAUCACCUCCUGGCUGCCGCCCAGAAUGCACAGUCAGUUCAGAAUGUCCCACAAAUAAAGCCUGCAUAAAUUUGAAAUGUGUCAACCCAUGCCCGGCGCAUUGUGGAGUCAACGCCGAUUGUAGAGUUAUAGGUCACAGUCCUAUAUGCUCAUGCAAAGAACAACACACUGGUGAUCCAUUCACUAGAUGUUACUUAGAACCGCCAAAACAACUUCAAGAACAUAGAGAUCCUUGCGUACCGAAUCCAUGUGGAGAUAACGCAAUAUGCAAAAAUCAUAAUGAAGCACCAUUAUGUACAUGUUUGCCAAACUUCCAAGGAGCCCCACCUAAUUGCAAGCCAGAGUGUGCGAUAAAUCAGGACUGUCCAUCUAAUAAAGCCUGCAUAAAUAUGAAAUGUAUUGAUCCAUGCCCAGGCAGCUGUGGUCUAAAUGCAGAUUGUACUGUAUUCAACCAUCUUCCAGCAUGCACGUGUACACCUGGUUUAACAGGAGAUCCAUUUACACAUGAGAGUUCUCCAGAUCCAUGCUAUCCAUCACCUUGUGGAUACAAUGCUCAAUGCUCAAAUGGUGUUUGCACGUGCAUAGAAGAAUAUUACGGCGAUCCUUAUUUAGGCUGUAAACCUGAAUGCAUAACCAGUAUGGAAUGUGAAUCAAACAAAGUUUGUUCUCGCAAUAAAUGCGUGAACCCUUGUCCGGGUAUGUGUGCUGCGACUGCUGAAUGCAAUGUAUACAACCAUAUUCCUAUAUGUACCUGUCCAAUCAGCACCACAGGAAACGCAUUUAUCGAAUGCCAUCAGACGGAAGUUAUUGAAAUUCAACCAUGCAACCCAAAUCCGUGCGGACCAAACAGUCAAUGCAGAGAUUCGAACGGUCAAGCAGCAUGCUCGUGUCUGCCAUCUUACAUUGGUAGCCCGCCAUCUUGUCGACCCGAGUGUACAAUUAGUUCAGAAUGUCCUCUAAACCAGGCUUGCAACAAUCAUAAAUGCAUUAAUCCUUGCAUCGGAAGCUGUGGAUAUGGUGCUAGAUGUGAAGUUAUCAACCACAAUCCUGUUUGUUCAUGUCCACCUCAGAACACAGGCGAUCCAUUUACUUAUUGCUCGCCAGUUGUAUCAACCCCAUUACCACCUGUUGAUCCCUGUACGCCAUCUCCUUGCGGGCCUAAUUCCAUCUGUAAAGUUAUUGGAGAGGCACCCUCAUGUACAUGCAUGUCCACCUACAUGGGAUCACCUCCCAAUUGUCACCCCGAGUGCAUCACGAACUCUGAAUGUUCAUCGAAUCUAGUCUGCAUUAACCAAAGAUGUAAAGACCCGUGUCCUGGCAGCUGUGGCUAUAACGCCGAUUGUGUUGUCAUUAGUCAUGGACUUGUGUGCGUAUGCCCACACGGACAAACUGGAGAUCCGCUAAUUUCGUGUAACCCGAUUAGAGAUAGUGUAAUCGAGUACAAUUCUCCUUGCGAACCGUCACCGUGUGGACUGAACGCAGAGUGUACAGAAAGAAAUGGUGCAGGCGCCUGCAAAUGUCUGGACUCAUACAUAGGCAAUCCUUACGAAGGAUGUCGUCCAGAAUGUGUCUUGAACAGCGAUUGUAGUCCCACACUAGCCUGUAUUCAAAAUAAAUGUAAAGACCCUUGUCCCGGAAUAUGUGCCCCUAAUGGUAUAUGCCAAGUUGUGAACCAUUUACCGUCGUGCUAUUGUCCACCUGGGCUUACAGGUGAUCCAUACACUUUCUGUAGGCAGAAAGUUGAAGAUACUAAAGUCGCUCCCUGUACACCAUCUCCUUGUGGGCCAAAUAGCCAAUGCCGAGAAGUGAAUUCUCAAGCAAUUUGCAGUUGUCUAGAGUCUUACAUGGGUACGCCACCAAACUGCCGACCGGAAUGUACGAUAAAUAGCGAAUGUCCGAGUAAUAAAGCAUGUAUCAAUCAGAAAUGUGUGGAUCCUUGUCAAGGGCAAUGUGGCUUGCAUGCCAACUGUAGGGUUAUAUCUCACAAUCCAAUCUGUUCCUGCCAAGAGAGAUAUACUGGAGAUCCAUUUUCACAUUGCAUGCCAGUCAUCAUAUCGGAACAACAACAAGUAAACCGUAAUCCAUGCGUACCAUCGCCUUGUGGACCAAACUCUCUUUGCCAAGUGAACAAUGAAAAUGUUCGUUGUAUGUGCCUAGCCGAGUUACAUUGGUACGCCUCCUCGUUGUCGACCGGAGUGCACAAACCAGAAGUUAUAAAUCCAUGUUCCCCGUCACCAUGCGGAGCUAACGCCGUAUGUAAUAACGGAGAGUGUUCCUGCUUACCAGAAUACUUUGGGGAUCCAUAUUUUGGUUGUAAACCAGAAUGUAUACUCAAUUUAGAUUGUUCGCGUGAUAAAGCUUGUGUGAACAAUAAGUGUAUAAACCCAUGUGCUGGAACGUGUGGUACGAAUGCAACUUGUGAGGUUAUCAAUCACAUCCCAGCUUGUUCUUGUCCCUCCGGAACAAAGGGCGAUCCGUUUUAUUACUGCAAUAUAAUAAAAGAAAUGACGCCGAAAGAUGUAUGCAAUCCAUCUCCAUGUGGACCUUAUAGCCAAUGUAGAGAAGUGAAUGGUCAUGCAGUUUGCGUUUGUGUUCAAGGCUUCGUAGGUUCCCCUCCUAAUUGCCGCCCGGAAUGUAUUCUCAGUUCAGAUUGUAACCUUAAUCGGGCUUGUUCAAAUCAAAAAUGUAUUGAUCCUUGUCCGGGAGCUUGCGGUCAGCACACAAAUUGCGCAGUUAUCAAUCACAACCCAGUUUGUACUUGCUUACCUGGUUUCUCUGGCGAUCCAUUCACAAUAUGUCAACCAAUACGUGCCACACCUCCAGUCCAGGUAAACCCAUGCCUGCCGUCACCCUGUGGACCUAACUCAGAGUGCAAUGAAGUAGGCAAUGAUGCAAGUUGUAAAUGUCUACCAGACCACAUCGGUACACCGCCACUUUGCCGACCUGAAUGCACAAGUAACUCUGAAUGUUUCACAAAUAUGGCGUGUAUCAACAGAAAAUGUAGAGACCCAUGUGUAGGGUCGUGUGGGAUUAACGCAGAAUGCAAAGUCGUCAGUCAUACACCAAUUUGUAUUUGUCAAAACGGAUAUUCCGGUGAUCCGUUCAUUCGGUGCAACGUGCAGGCAGAACCAAUAAUCGCUGAACAACUGACGCCAUGCCUCCCAUCGCCCUGCGGGAGCAACGCUGAGUGCAGAGAGCAAAAUAACGUCGGUUCAUGUGUCUGUAUAGAAGGCUAUUUCGGAGAUCCAUACAUAUCGUGCAAGCCUGAAUGUUUAUUAAAUUCUGACUGUCUUUCUAAUCAAGCCUGCAGACAAAAUAAAUGUAUAGAUCCAUGUCCAGGAACAUGUGGUAUUAAAGCUAAUUGUUAUGUUACAAGUCACAUACCGAACUGUGUAUGCCCUGAACAACAUUUCGGCGAUCCCUAUAAAAUAUGUACUUACAGACCUCAAGUUGAAAUCGAACCAUGCUAUCCAUCGCCAUGCGGACCCAACAGCAAAUGCAGUUCUCGUGAUAACGUAGCCGUAUGUACGUGUUUAGCUGGUUACAAUGGGUCGCCACCUAAUUGCAAACCAGAAUGUGUUUCAAAUUCAGAAUGUCCACUUGAUAAAGUGUGCGAGAACCUGAAAUGUGUGUCGCCAUGUCCACGAGGAUGCGGAUUAAAUACAGAUUGUCGAGUGAUUAAUCACAACCCCAUAUGUUCAUGUAAAGAAGGCUACUCUGGAGACCCAUUCUCAGUUUGUAGUAUACUUCAAACACCCAUAACGAAUAUACCGUCGGAUGCAUGUUUCCCAUCACCUUGCGGCCCUAAUGCUGUAUGUCGGGACGUGGGUGGCAUACCAUCCUGCUCCUGUAAUAUUGGAUACCUUGGUCAUCCACCAAAUUGCAGACCAGAGUGUAUCGUCAACACCGAUUGUAGCCGUGAUGAAGCCUGUUUGAAUAUGAAGUGUCAAAAUCCAUGUCAAGGGUCCUGCGGUAUUAAUGCACUUUGUAAUGUUGUGAAUCACGUUCCUAUGUGUUUGUGUCCGCUUGGCUACAAGGGAGAUCCUUUCACAUACUGCACAGUUCAACUAGAAGAGGCAGCGCAGGAAAGUGAUCCGUGCAAUCCUUCUCCCUGUGGUCCAAACGCUGUAUGCAAUAACGGUGAAUGUACAUGCAUGUCGGAGUAUCAUGGUGACCCGUAUUUCGGUUGCCGACCAGAGUGCGUCCUCAGUACGGAUUGCCCCCUUGACAAGACCUGUUUAAGAUCUAAAUGUGUCGAUCCCUGCAACAAUAUGUGUGGUGUAAACUCUGACUGCAACGUAUAUAAUCAUGUUGCUAUAUGUAGCUGUCCGCAAGGCACGACUGGAGAUGCCUUUUCAAGAUGCUUUAAAAUAGAGAAACCAACAACGAGACCUUGUGAUGUAUCACCCUGUGGACCUAAUAGUGUUUGUAGAGAGAUCAACGAACAAGCUGUAUGUUCAUGUAUACAAGGAUAUUUAGGAAAUCCACCAAACUGUCGACCGGAGUGUAUACAAAGCACUGACUGUCAUCCAUCCCUUGCAUGUAUAAAUAUGAAAUGUCAAGAUCCAUGCCCCGGAUCCUGUGCAUCAAACGCUGAUUGCAGAGUAGUCAACCACAACCCUGUGUGUUCUUGCCCGCCGAGAUAUACUGGGUCACCAUUUACUCAUAGCUUUGUUCAACAACAUGAAGAACCUGUAGCAAAUCCAUGCGUUCCUUCACCAUGCGGGCCAAAUAGUGUCUGUACUCCGACGAAGAAUGGAGAAGCAUAUAUGUGCUUGUGCCAACCGACAUUUGAAGGAACGCCACCUAACUGCCGACGAGAAUGUUCUACUAGCGAUGAGUGUCCUAUUAAUAAAGCGUGCGUUAAUUUCAAAUGUUCCGACCCAUGCAUAGGAUCGUGUGGAACAAAUUCGCUGUGCACUGUACGUCUUCAUACAGCGAUGUGCUCAUGUCAAGAGGGUUACACGGGCGAUCCUUUCCUAUCUUGCUAUCAAGAACAACAAAUACUUGAGCCAAUUGAUCCCUGUAUCCCCUCCCCCUGUGGUGCAAAUAGCCAAUGUAAAGUUUUGCCGAAUGGAGUUGCCAUCUGUAGCUGUCAUAGUGGCUAUUUUGGAAAUCCUUAUGAGGGAUGUCGACCUGAAUGUGUUAUAAACAGUGACUGUCCAUUUAACAAAGCAUGUCUCAAAAACAAAUGCCAAGAUCCAUGCCCUGGCGUAUGCGGCUCAACAGCCAUUUGUCAAGUUUUAAACCAUGUACCGUCUUGUUCAUGCUCACCUGGAUAUACUGGAAAUCCAUACGCCUACUGUCACAUUAUAAUUAGAGACGAUGUUUUAGUUGCUAACAAUCCGUGCCUACCCAACCCAUGUGGAAGCAAUGCUGUUUGUAAAAAUAAUGAUGGAUUAGCCUCGUGCUCUUGCUUGCCGGAAUAUUCUGGAACUCCUCCAAACUGUCGCCCCGAGUGUUCAGUGAACUCAGAGUGUCCAUCGACGAAAAGUUGCAUUAAUCAGAGAUGUGUGGAUUCUUGCGUUAACGUAUGUGGUCAGAAUGCAGAAUGUAGAGUUGUUAAUCAUGCACCAAUAUGUUCAUGUCGUAUCGGAUAUGAGGGCGAUCCAUUCAUAAGAUGCGCUGUAAUUACAAAAACACCAUUACUUGAAAGCAAUCCAUGUGUUCCGUCUCCGUGUGGGCCAAACUCUUUCUGCCAAUCCAACAACAAAGUUCCAAUGUGCACUUGCAUGCCAAACUAUUUCGGCUCACCACCUAACUGCCGACCAGAGUGUACUAUAAACUCGGAUUGUCCAAGCAACACAGCAUGUAUCAGACAGAGGUGUGCAGAUCCUUGCGUCGGAUCUUGUGGUCUCCAAACUGUCUGCCAUGUGCAUCAACACGCAGCUAUCUGCAGUUGUUUAGAGGGCUAUACCGGAAAUCCAUUUGAAAGCUGCUAUAUCCAAGAUGCUAUAGAACCAGUCCCUGAAAAAUACGAUGAAUGCAAUCCGAAUCCCUGUGGUGCAAACGCUAGAUGCAAUAAUGGCAUUUGUUCUUGUUUACCGAAUUACUUUGGCAAUCCUUACUUGAGUUGUCGUCCUGAAUGUACCCUUAACGCAGAUUGCGCCACGAAUUUGGUUUGUGUGAAUACUAAAUGUGUAAACCCAUGCAACAAUUUGUGUGGACAUGGUGCAAUAUGUGAAGUCUACAAUCAUAUUCCUAUGUGUUCGUGCCCACGUAAUACAACUGGAAAUGCCUUUAUCUCGUGCUCUUCCGCUAUUGUGGAAUACACAAAUCCUUGUACUCCUUCGCCGUGUGGGCCUAACAGUAUAUGCAGAGUGAUAAACCAACAAUCUAUGUGCGCGUGCGUCGUUGGCUACAUUGGAGCACCACCUUCUUGCCGACCCGAGUGCGUCGUCGACUCUGAUUGCUCACAGUUACUGUCAUGUUCGAACCAAAAAUGUAUUGAUCCUUGUCAAGGAUCUUGUGGAAUUAACGCUGAAUGCAAAGUUCAUUAUCACAAACCUAUUUGCUUCUGCCGAAGUGGUUUAACGGGCGACCCGUUCGUACAAUGCUUGGCAAUACAAAAUGAACCAACGGUGCACAGAAGUCCGUGCGUACCAUCUCCAUGUGGAGCGAACUCAAUUUGUAAAGAAAUAAGCGGAUCUUCGUCAUGCUCUUGCUUAAAUGGAUUCAUUGGACGUCCUCCAUACUGUCGUCCAGAAUGUGUAUCGAAUGGCGAGUGCAGCUCAGACAAAUCUUGUAUAAAUAACAAAUGCGUUGAUCCCUGCGUUAGUGUCUGUGGACAAAACGCGGACUGUCGAGUCAUAAGCCACUCUCCGCAAUGCUCAUGCCGACUAGGUUAUCAAGGAGAUCCUUUCAAUGAUUGUCAACCAAUAUCAGUUCAAAAACCGUUAUCACCAUCCAGGCCUUGUACACCUGACCCCUGUGGACCAAACGCCAUUUGUCAGGAACGGGAUAAUAGCGGAAGCUGCAUGUGUAUGAGUAAUUAUUUUGGUAACCCAUACGAAGGAUGCCGACCGGAAUGUGUACUUAACUCGGACUGUCCACAGAAUCUUGCCUGUAUAAAUAAUAAAUGCAGUGAUCCGUGUCCCGGUUUCUGUGGUAUUAACGCUAUCUGUCAAAUCGUAAAUCACGUACCGAAAUGCUUAUGUAUGCCAGAAUAUAUAGGAAAUCCACAUGAUAUAUGCAAUGUAAAGAAAGAUGAACCUUUAGAUCCUUGCACACCGUCACCUUGUGGUCCUCACAGUACCUGCUUAGCUCGAAAUAAUAAAGCCAUGUGCUCUUGCUUACCCGACUUCACUGGGUAUCCACCUAAUUGUAAACCGGAAUGUGUCAUGAGUUCUGAGUGCCCUCUAAAUAAAGCAUGCGUUAAGCAGAAAUGUAUUGAUCCUUGCAUAAAUACUUGUGGAGAAAACGCCGAAUGUAGAACACAUCGCCACAGUCCAUAUUGCACCUGUGUACCUGGCUUCGCCGGCGAUCCAUUUAUACGAUGUGUCAAAGAGAAAGCAAUAGCCCAUGACAUACAGAAUCCUUGCAACCCAAAUCCGUGUGGACCUAAUUCUAUUUGUAGAGAUGUCAGUGGAUCGGCUGUUUGCAGUUGCAAAUCUGGUUAUGUCGGUACGCCGCCAAGUUGUAAACCCGAAUGUAGUAUUAAUUCAGAUUGUCCCAGCAAUAAGGCUUGCGUACGUGAAAGAUGCGUCGAUCCCUGUGUUGGAUCUUGUGGAAGUAACACUCAAUGCAGAGCUAUGAACCACCUUGCCAUUUGCAUGUGUAUUGAUGGCUACAAAGGAGAUCCAUUCGUUGGCUGCUAUUUAGCUAUAAAAGAUACUGUGCCAUUAGCGUCAGAUCCUUGCGAAAGGUUACCGUGUGGCAUAAACUCUGUCUGCAGUAAUGGCACUUGUUCAUGCAUUACCGGCUACCGCGGAAAUCCUUACGUGGAAUGCAGACCAGAAUGUACCAGUGACAAUGACUGUUUGAAGAACCAAGCCUGUAUCAACUACAAGUGCGGCAACCCCUGUACUAAUUCCUGUGGACUGGACGCCGUAUGCAAUGUGUAUAACCAUAUCGCAAUUUGUGACUGUCCAUCACCACUUCAGGGAGAUCCAUUCAUCGCAUGUCACCGUGUCAUUGAUCACGUGGUCACCGAUCCCUGUACACCAAAUCCUUGCGGUCCGAAUACAAUAUGUCGAGCAGAUGGAACAGUGGCUCAUUGUUCAUGUCGUCCACAAAUGUUUGACGAGCCCCCAACGUGUAGGCCGGAAUGCCGCACCAACUCUGACUGCGCACCAAACCUAGCAUGUCGUAAUAACAAAUGCCAAGAUCCAUGUCCUAGUGCCUGUGGUUCGCAUGCAAUUUGUCGUGCAAUGUCUCAUUCACCGAUAUGUAGCUGCCCAUUAGGUUACACAGGCGAUCCAUUCAUACGCUGUGUACCAAUGAUCGAGUCUGAGCCAAAAGUAACAUCAUCAUGUCACGACUGUGGACCUAAUGCGGAUUGUAUUCAAUCCGUAUGCCGCUGUCGGGAUAAUUACGUGGGCGCGCCGCCAUAUUGUCGCUCCGAGUGUCUCAGUGCCAGCGAUUGCGAUUGGAAACACACCUGUGUCAAUAAACGCUGCGUCGACCCUUGUCCCGGAGCUUGUGGACUAAACGCUCUUUGUACCCCGGUUGCGCACGAGCCACAAUGCGCCUGUCCUUCUACCUUCUACGGAAAUCCCCUUACAGAAUGUCGACCCAUCGAUAAUAUUCAAAAAGUUCCAAACGAUCCUUGCAACCCGUCACCCUGUGGUCCUGGAGCAAUAUGUCGCACGAGAGGAAACGGAGCAUCGUGUGAAUGUGAGCCAGGCUUACGCGGAGAUCCAUACACGAACUGUCGCCCAGAAUGUCUUGCCGAUUCAGACUGUUCACCAGCAAGAGCUUGUAUACGAUCAAAAUGCCGUGACCCAUGCGAAGGCACUUGUGGAGUUGGAGCGGACUGCGAAACUGUUAAUCAUAUACCGCUUUGUUCGUGCCCACCAGGAACAAGAGGAAACGCGUUCGAAAAAUGUGAUGCUGUAAUAACAGCGCCACCUUGCACACCAUCACCAUGUGGUCCUGGGGCUCUAUGUUCAGUAGUGAACAACAACGCAGUUUGUUCAUGCCCGAGUGGAACGAGUGGCGAUGCCUCAUCUAAUGGUUGUCGGCCUGAGUGCGUCGUGAGUUCAGAAUGCUCACGUGAUCGCAUCUGUGUCAGAAACAAAUGUAUUGAUCCAUGCCUCGGAGCAUGUGGCAACGGGGCAAUGUGUCGCGUAUUUGACCACGCACCUAUUUGCUCGUGCCCACCAUCCACCACCGGUGAUCCUUUCAUUAACUGCGUUGCAAGAGACGUUCCUACAACUUCACCAACUGUUUACGACCCUUGUGAUCCAAACCCCUGUGGCCCACAUGGAACGUGUCGCGAUGGAUUCUGCACUUACCCUGAAUGCAUUGUAAACGAUGAUUGCCCGGGUGAUCGCACAUGUAUGAAUAGAAAAUGUUCCGAUCCGUGUAUCGACGCUUGUGGAAUAAAUGCCAUUUGCACUGGUGUAAGGCAUUCCGCGGUGUGUUCAUGUCCAGCCGGAUACACCGGUUAUCCAUUUGUAAGAUGUGAACGAAUAACGAUUACCAUACCAACAACACCUUUACCGGAGUGUGUAAGAGACCAGCAAUGCGCCGACAACAUGGUCUGUGCUGACUCUAGGUGUACACCAGUUUGCGAACAAAACAGCUGUGGACUCAAUGCGCAAUGUGUCGCUAGACAACAUAGAGCUCAUUGUGCUUGCUUGCACGGAUUUGAAGGCGACGCUUACACUGGUUGUUAUUCCGUUCAAUGCCAUAGCAACAACGACUGCCCUGACGAUGAGAGUUGCGACAGCGGUUCUUGUAUCAAGGUCUGUUCACGGGUUCGAUGCGGUGUCGAUGCCAAAUGUAUAGCCCGGGGUCAUACAGCCUCCUGCGAAUGUAACCCUGGUGCUCGCGGUAACCCUUGGGUCGCGUGUCGUAGAGAAGAAUGUACUAUCGACGACGACUGCCCUGCAUGGUUAGCUUGCAGAGGAAACACUUGUCAAGAUCCUUGUCCUGGAAGCUGUGGACAAAAUGCACAGUGCACUGUUGUUCGACACACUCCUGUAUGCGAAUGUUCACGGGGUACUACGGGAAAUCCUAAGAUUAACUGUCAACCUGUUUUCGACGAGACAGAAUGUUCCACCGACGCAGAAUGUGGCCAAAACCUUGCGUGCUUACAAGGAAACUGCAGAAAUCCAUGUGACUCCACGUCAUGCGGCUUAAACGCAGAGUGUCGCGUAGCAAAUACCCUGCCGUUCCGAACGCUAGUUUGUGAAUGUCCCAAGCCAUUGACUGGUGAUGCUUCAGUUAAAUGUAAUCCGAAAGGUCAAUGUAACGAAGACAAUGAGUGUGACGAGGAAGAGCGGUGUCUUCAGGGAAGAUGUACGCCAGCUUGCGAGUCGCAGUUGUGCGGUGUAGGAGCGGAGUGUCGUGCGCUUGCGCAUCGAGCUUCCUGCACCUGUUUGCCACCUUUGCAAGGAGAUCCUAACGUUGCCUGUGCUCCAAGUGCAGUCGGCAGUACAUGUAAGAAGGAUACAGAUUGCGGUGCGGCAGAAGCUUGUGUGACGGGUAACUGCGUAUCCGCAUGCGCGGGAGCAUGUGGUGCCGGAGCGUUAUGCGACGCAGACCGACAUCGAGCGCGGUGCCGUUGUCCACCCGGCACUGCUGGCGAUCCAGCGCGCGCCUGUUAUACACCUGAAUGCACUACGGACGAUAACUGUCCAUUUAACAAAGGUUGCAUAAAUGGAUACUGUCAAGACCCAUGCGCACUUGAAUCGCCUUGCGGACGUAGUGCUGUAUGUGAGGUUAUAGCCCACGCGGCAACUUGUAGAUGCCCAGCGGGAACCCAAGGUGACCCGAGACGUGCUUGCAUAGGAGCCGUCUGUCAAUAUAAUGAAGAUUGCGAUUACACUAAAGCCUGCGAUAGACUCAAUCGGAUUUGCCAACCUGUAUGCUCUGAUAACGCUUGCGCCCCGGGAGCUUCGUGUACACCAAGCGGACAUAGAGCUAUAUGUACCUGCCCGCCAAACCAAUCCGGUGACCCUUACCUACGAGGAUGCGUGACUAUCCAAAAAACAGAAGAAUGUUUAAUAGACGCUGACUGUGCUGCUCCGUUUGCUUGUUUGAACUCGCGCUGUGUCGAUUUGUGUCAAGAAAAUCCAUGUGAAUCCGGCUUGUUAUGUAAAACUAUAGACAUUCUUCCAUUGCGGGCGAUAGCAUGUGUGUGUGCAGAUGGAGGACGCGUAGCUCCCGACACGGGAUGUCGCGCGCCUCAGGGAGAAUGUUCAGCAGAUGCCGAAUGCUCCAAUAGUCAGAUUUGUCGUCGCGGCAAUUGCGUGGAUGCCUGUAAAGCUAAUCCUUGCGGUCAAAAUGCUAUUUGUGAAUCAGUUGACCACCUUGCACGCUGUACCUGCCCGCCGGGCUACACGGGAAAUCCAAGAGUGGAGUGUAAUACAGAGCCGAGACAACCCUCUAUUUGGGAAUGUUAUAAUGACAAAGAGUGUGGAGAUGAGCGCGCAUGCGUGGAUCGUAUAUGUGUAAACCCGUGUGUGGGUGCUUGUGGUUUAGCUGCGCUGUGCCGCGUCAUCAACAAUCAGCCUCAUUGCACUUGCCCCACUGGGUACACGGGAGAUGCGCAAACUCGCUGCGUACCGCCAUCACAAGAUUCUAUUAUACCAGUGGGUUGCAAAGCAAAUUCUGAUUGUCCGUUAUCACAAGCAUGUAUCAAUGGCGCCUGCGCAAACCCUUGUGCUUGUGGCACCAAUGCUGAAUGCAAUGUUAUCAGACAUCACCCAGUAUGCUAUUGUCAAAACGGCUACUCCGGCAAUCCAUAUACAGACUGUAUAAAAGUGGGCUGUUCAGCAGAUCGAGAAUGUCCAGAUAGCGAUAUAUGUUACAACGGCGCAUGCAUAAGCCCAUGCUUAGUGGAGACACCUUGUGCCAUCAGCGCAGAAUGUUACGGCAAGUCACAUAGGUCUAACUGUCGCUGUCCUCCUGGUACAUCAGGAAAUCCUUUCUCUAAAUGUCAGGCAUCGGAAUGCGAAGCAGAUUCCGACUGUUACGAUGACAGUAUUUGUGUACGCGGUGUUUGCCACAAUGCAUGUUCUUUCAGUGGCCAGAAUCCUUGCGCCUCUAACGCUGAAUGUUUCGCUAAAAACCACGCGGCUUCAUGUAAAUGUCCAUCGACAAUGCCACUUGGUGAUCCAUUGAUACAAUGUGAAAGAGUCACAGUAAUCGGAGAACCUGAAUGUCGAUUGGACGGAGACUGUCCUAGCGGACAAGCCUGCCUCAGGGACCAGUGUCGCGACGCUUGUCUGGAAUUAACACCAUGCACCGGAAACUCACGCUGUUCUGUAUCUGAUAGUGUGCCGUUCCGUACUUUAAUAUGCCGUUGCCCAGAGGGCUACGUUCCUAAUAAAGAGGGUGCUUGUGAUCCUGUGCAACUACCUCCAUUGAGUUGUUCAUCUGACGAUGACUGCAGUGACCAAGAAUCUUGCAUCAACAGAAUCUGUCGAAACCCAUGCAACUGUGGAGACAACGCAGAGUGUUUCCUUAAGAACCAUAGACCUGUAUGCACUUGUCGAGAAGGUUUCGAUGGCAACCCAUACAGCGCAUGUCAUAUCGUCGGCUGCCGAACAGACUCAGAAUGUCAGACCAACGAAGCUUGUGUUAACGGUAACUGCGUCAGUCCUUGUUUAUUGAAUAACACGUGUGGAUACAACGCUGAAUGUUAUGUCGAACGGAAUCAUCCACUUUGUCGAUGCCGACCAGGAUUUGAAGGUGACGCUUAUGCCAAUUGCAAUCCAGUAGAAUGCCGGUCGAACGGUGACUGCGCGAGAGAUAAACUGUGCCGAGGGCAUAAAUGUAUCAAUCCGUGUGUCUCUGAGAAUAACUGUGGACGAAAUGCAAUGUGUUUAGUUCGCAACCAUCUACCGGUGUGCAAAUGUGAAUACGGUUUCAUCGGUAGCCCUUACGUCGAAUGUAGACCGGAAAUUACAGCAGAAUGUACCGUGGACGCAGAUUGCUCGCCCAAGAUGGCGUGUUUAUCUGCCAAAUGUGUCAAUCCAUGCACAGCUUUAAAUCCAUGCGCCACACCAGCGCGCUGCGAAGUACUUCCUACAUUACCGGUGCGCACUAUGCUGUGCUCUUGUCCACCUGGAUACGUUAGCGGUGGCGGUGGCGUUUGCCGACCUGCUAUCACAAUAACGGACGUCGCUUGCGAAGCUGAUAACGACUGCACCUCCAACCAUGCUUGCGUAACAUCUGUAUGUAAGAACCCAUGUGACUGCGGACCUAAUACUGAUUGUCAAAUUCGGGACCAUAAACCCGUGUGUGCAUGUCGGCCAGACUUCUUUGGCGACCCUCAGACCGGCUGCUACGCUGUAUCUUGUCGCGCAGAUAGCCAAUGCAGUGACGAUGAAACUUGUUUCAAUAACCAUUGUAUACCUGCUUGUUCUGCCGAACCGAACAUUUGUGGACCGUCUGCUGAGUGCUAUGGGGAAAACCAUAGAGCAUUUUGUAGAUGCCAGUUUGGAACAUCGGGUAACCCUAACGUGGCUUGUACUCCUAUCAGCUGCAGAGCAAACUCAGAUUGUCCAACAGAAAAAUCUUGUAUAAACAACAGAUGUGUGGAACCAUGCACAAUAUCAUCUUGCAAGGAACCAGCAGAAUGUAGAGUUUACUUACACGACGUGUACUGUGUCUGCCCACCAGGAUACCAAAGUACUAAAGACGGUUGCAACAAGACUGAAGAAGAAUGCGCUUUUGAUGUCGACUGCCCAUCUGGCACAGCGUGCUUGAACAAAAAGUGUGUAAAUCCUUGUUUAGAAAUAGAACCUUGUGGUAGAAAUGCCAAAUGUCAUGUCGCAGAUACAAAUCCAGUGCGAACAAUGAUAUGUGAAUGUGAACAGGGAUAUGAAGGAAACGCAUUAUUGGAAUGUAAACCAAAUAAACCACCUAUAACAAAAUGUAUUGACGGCCAAGGUGUGAAUGAAUAUGGCGAAUGUGAGCCUUGCUCGGAUGCAGAAGGCAAAAUAGUGGACGCGCGUGGUCGCUGUGUCUGCGAUUUGGAACGCGGAUUUACUAGCAAGGGCGACAUGUGUGUCCUUGUUGGCUGCCGUACUGACGAGCAAUGUAAUGAUGAUGCGACGUGUGUAAACGGAAAAUGUAUACCAGCAUGCGAAGCAGAGCCUUGCGGCCUAUUUGCAACGUGCACGGCAGUCGGACAUCGCUCGCGCUGCACGUGUAUAACGGGAUAUGUCGGCAACCCUAAAGUGCAGUGUAAUGCUACAACAACACCAAAUAUAACUUAUCGUACCGACUUCCCUCUACCAGAUAUGCAGGUUCAUUGCUUAGCUGAUGGUGUACGAGUGAGUCUUAAGAUCAAAGAUUUCAACGGUGUACUCUAUGUCAAAGGAUACAGUAAAGAUGAACGGUGUCGCCUAAUUGUGCACACUACCGAAAACCAAGAGAGUCCAGUUGAUUUCACAGUUCAUUUCGGUGAUUGUGGAUUAGUUCAUGUCAACGGCCUUGCCAGUUUCGUACUGGUAAUGCAGAAACAUCCUAAGCUGGUAACAUCGAACGCGAAGGCUUUCCACAUCAAGUGUAUAUACCAGACAGGCGAGCAGAACGUCACUCUCGCCUUCAACGUCUCAAUGUUGACAACAGCCGGUACUAUUGCUAACACGGGCCCUCCACCCACAUGCUCCAUGCGGAUAGUGUCCCGUGCGGGCGAUGAGAUCAGCUCGGCAGAGAUCGGAGAAAACCUCGUCUUGCAAGUCGACGUACAGCCAUCUAGUAUUUACGGUGGUUUCGCCAGAAGUUGCAUAGCAAAGACAAGUGAAGUGUCGACGAAUAUCGAAAACGAAUAUACAGUAACGGACGCGGACGGUUGCGCGACGGACGCCGCCAUAUUUGGGGAAUGGGAACGCAGUGAAGACGGUAGCGCGCUGCGAGCGGCUUUCAACGCGUUCAAGUUCCCAAGUAGCGAUAACAUACGAUUCCAAUGCAACAUACGGGUUUGCUUUGGAAACUGUCAACCGGUUAAUUGCCGAGGCUCCGACGCUUUCGGUAAACGCAGGAAGCGAGAAGUAAUCGACGAUAAUUCGCUAUCUGGGCGGCUUCGCGAGGAGGUGACCGUGGAGUCUAAUCAAAUUUUGACGUUGGAACGAAGGGAUCCAUCCAGAGCGGCACGACAACGGGACGCUUCAUCCGAUGGAACUGGCAACAGCACUGCAGCGGAGGUGUGCGUGUCGGCCGCAGGGCUAGCUGUCGCCUUGGCACUGACUGCUCUGUUAGCGCUGGUGGCGGUGGCAGCUGCGGUUGCCUGCUGGCUAGUGGCUUGGCGCCGAGCUCGACCCCCGCCUGCACCUCUUCCGCACCCGCCUGACUUCCCAAACCCCCUAUUCCAACGUUAA
This is a messenger RNA of Leptosia nina, 58512 nucleotides long. NCBI's taxonomy places the organism in Eukaryota, Metazoa, Arthropoda, Insecta, Lepidoptera, Pieridae. The record is from the annotation of a GenBank genome assembly.